AUGACGCCUCCGUGGGUGCGUUAUUUGUGGGGGAGAUGUGUGGGGAAGGGCAGGGGGAAACUGAGGGAGGCGGGGGGGGGGCGUGACGCGCGACCGCGAAUGUGGGAAUGAGUAGACACGUGUCACUACCUAUGCAACUAUGUCGCUGUAUAGGGGGAAGGGGGCGUGUACGGGCUUGUGUGUGUCUGCGUGCGUUACCCUUCCUUCCCAGGUAUCUGACCUUAAGGGAAAGAGUAAAAAGGGGACGACGACGACAGGACAACCGUAUUGGUUUGGGGGGGCAUGGUGGGCGGGGAUAUAUUUUUUGGGGGGUGGCGAGUAAAGGUGGGUAGGACUUAUUAGUUUGGGGGCCACAGUGGGAGGGGCUGUUUGAAAGGGGGAGGGGAGUAAAGGGGAUCAGGGUUUUUUGGGGGGAGGGGUGGCAUGGUGGUGGUGGGGGGGUUGCCCAGUUUUGCUGAAUUUAUAUUGGGCUCAUAGCAGCCAACGUCUUUUUCUGAGGAGGCUUGUUGUGUUCACUGUGAGCUUAGUGGGUAUAUUUUGUGGUUUAUUCACAGGGCUAUUUUUCUAGGUGGGGGGAAAGGGGUGCUGGAACUCCUUGGGAACACCUCUGUCGUUCUCUUAAGAAUGGCAGUGGUGCCCACCUGAGAGGUGCCAGGGCUGAGUUCUGGUUGCAAAAAAAGGAAAAGAAGCCCUGGUAUGCAUGUCCCUCAGAAAGCCAAAGAAGUGAUUGGUAACACUUUUAUUUUUCUCUUCCUCCCUUCUACCAGAAUUGGCCAUCAAAAUGGUUGGCAUGGAUAUUCAAGUACAGUGGUACCUCGGGUUACAUACGCUUCAGGUUACGGACUUCUGCUAACCCAGAAAUAUUACCUCAGGUUAAGAACUUUGCUUCAGGACGAGAACAGAAAUUGGCACGGCAGCAGCAGGAGUGGUGCUUCAGGUUAAGAACAGUUUCAGAUUAAGAACGGGCCUCCGGAACGAAUUAAGUACUUAACCCGAGGUACCACUGUAGUACGAAAGGCUUCCCCUAGGCAGCAACCUGAAGGCCACGUGUGCACCUUCAAAUUGCCUGAUGCAACUGAUGCUUCUCUAAGGCUUUUAUUUUGCCCCCUAUGCCUUCCUCCCGCCUGCUGUGCAGCACAUCUUGCUACAACACAGAGGGGAAGAGGGUUGGAGAAAUUGCAACUGUUCUUUUCUGUUGUUAAAAUAAUGGGUGGGUGUGUUUGAAGGUAAGCUGCAGAUCUCCAGAUGAGAAGCCUGUACCUGCUGGUUUCUGCCUGUGCAGUUGUUAAAAGCAUAGGUGCAGUAGGAGUAAAAAUGUUUUCCCAAAAUGUUGAAUAUUCAUGCAGAAGCUCCUAGGUUGGAGAGUGUAGCUUCCAACUUCAUCUGGUGGAAUACUACCCUUUUUGCAAUGUUGGGAACUGCAAGUUCAGUAGUAUGUACUGAACCUUUGGAAAAAUUAGAACAUCUGUAUGUAUUAGGGGAAAAAACAUGCCAUUGUGGUAUGAGAGAUAGUGGCUAAGAGAAUGAGAUCUAGGAGGCUGCAGUUCAAAUCUCACUUCAGCUGUGAACUGAGCUGGGGGGGGGGCUUAAGAUAUGCUACCUUCUCUGGACCUUAGUCUUCAUAUCUGUAAUAUGGGGAUAACAACACUGGGCUAGAUGUCUUGCAAGGGCCUACUAAGAUAAUAUACUCAAAAUGAGCUUGGCGUUUAGCAAACAAAUACCUGAAUCAAGAAUGGAGAACCUCAGGAUUCUCAACUCAACAUCAUGUGUGGUUGGGGACGAAGAGAGUCUAGGAGCAUUGGGCAGGAUGCAGGUUGCCUACCCCUGAUCUAAACUUAACGAUUGUCUAAUGUGCUUUAUGUUUUGGGGUGGAAACUCUGUAUUCAUUUUCUUUGAUAGAAAAAUAGGAUGCAAAAGAGCUUAGGGCAGCUUUUGUGUGUUUACCAGCUGGUCCUGUGUGCAGUCAUCUGCUUUGGUUUGUGGAUGUGGAGAUGUUCUCUUUCAUUCAGUAUAGAGCAGGUACACCUGCUUUCAUCUGAGUACUCUUGGAGGGCAUUUGCAUGAGUGGCAUCUCUCAUCCACUCAUACAUAAAUAUUCCCCCUGCCUUUUGUAUUCAACCACCACGCUUUUGCUCUUAGGUUGGUCCCCCAAGACUAGGUGACCAGAUAGUGGUUUUUGGCCCUGCACAAUUCGCCCUAAAUCCAAAGUGUGGUUCCUUGUUCUUUAGUCUCUGUUAAGUUAAACAACUGACAAAUGUUCCCUGGUACAGCUCUGCAUAAAGCUUAACCAUGUUCUCCGUUUCCUCAUAGAAACCUGGGUGCCUUUGGGACUCCGAGAUGAUAAUUCAUUCUCUGGUGACUCUAUGAUUUCAUUGUUUCCAUUAGGGUAUGAACCGAUGCAGCACUGGCAACUACCAGAAUGAAGAACAAGCGGUUUCUUUUCCAGCGUACAAAGCUUUGCAUGUAAGCGUAAUCUCUUACCAGGCCGAGGCAAAAUUUGAACUGGAGACUUCCUGGCCUGCACUGUCUGCCACUAUGCUGCACCAGCUGUUCAGACAGCCAAUCCCUAUAUCACCACAGUAGUAGGUGUGGUCAAGUGCCUGUAACCAACAUACUUAAAUCUGCAGUAAUGGAAUAUUAAUAAGGAAUUUUGUUUCUGCCAGCAUAGUAAGGUGUGGAUUUUUCAUUGCACUAGUUCUGCCUUCUGUGGUGGCUGGAGCUGAUGGGAGUUGUAGUCCAAAGGAUCUGGUGGGUGCCAUGUUGGGGAAUGCUGCGCCAGUGCAACUAAUAGUUUCCUUGUAAAUAUGCAGAUGUGGUAUUUUUAAGCAGGCACCCUUAGUAAGGUAAAGGUAAAGGGACCCCUGACCAUUAGGUCCAGUUGUGACCGACUCUGGGGGUGCGACGCUCAUCUCACUUUAUUGGCUGAGAGAGCCGGCGUACAGCCAGCCGGUGGCCAGCAUGACUAAGCCACUUCUGGCGAACCAGAGCAGCGCACGGAAAUGCCAUUUACCUUCCCGCCGGAGUGGUACCUAUUUAUCUACUUGCACUUUAACGUGCUUUUGAACUGCUAGGUUGGCAGGAGCAUGGACCGAGCAAUGGGAGCUCACCCCGUCACGGGGAUUUGAACUGCCGACCUUCUGACUGGCAAGUCCUAGGCUCUGUGGUUUAACCCACAGCGCCACCCACGUCCCUUGCACCCUUAGUAGUUCUUGGGAAUUUUAAUGGAACGUAGAGUAGGAGGCAGCUUAGAUCAGCCUAUUUCUAUAGGAGGCAGACAGCUAUUGCUCCUUGUGGUCAGUCGUACCUUCCCCAAAACCUUGAAGGGAAGCCUCUUAUAAAGCACCUGCAGCCUUUGAAAUGGCAAAAACAUGGAUGAAUUGAUACACAACUGCACUGUUCACAACGUCUAUAGCGCUUUUCAAUGUAAAGUCCUUUGCAAUAAUAAAGAAAAGUAACCCAGCUUUCCAUCCGUUGGUACUUACAAGACAACUUAGCAGCAGUAUAGCAUGAUGCUGCUGAAAAAAGCCACAUUAUAAAGAUUACUGCUGUGAUCACAGCCAAAGACAGCCAAAUGAUUAUCUGGUGUCCUCUGAAAUAGUUUCCUGUCACCUGAACCCUAUUAAUGAGGUAGCCGUGUAUGUCUGUCUAGGAUGAGAGUUCCACAAUUUAGGUGCUACCAUUGAAAAGGCCCUGUCUCAUGGAACAGCAUAAUCUUACAUUUCAUGUGACGGGGAGACGGAUGUAUGAUCUAAGUGAGUGGAUAGAAUCAUGGGAGAAGCUGUCCCAGCCCCAAACCACUUAGGACUUUAAAGGUCAAAAUCAGCGCUGUGCAUUGGGCGUAAAUGCCUACCAGACACCGGUGCAGUUGACAUAAAACUGAAAUACUACACUUUAUGUGGGUGGCUCCAGUUAACACUCUUGCUCCCACAGUCUGAACCAGUUGCUAUUUCUAAACACUUUCCAAAGGCAGCCGCAUGUGCAGUAGUCUCGUCUGAAUUAAUGUUAUUAGGGUAUGAGUGAGAGCAGCCAGAGCUAUAUCACAGCAACACUUUUGGGGGCAGUUCAGUCUAAGAAAUAGUGGUUGGAGUCCUCAUUCUCCCACCCAGCCCAGUUAGCUCUUCCAUGCUAGUAUGAUUUCUUAGCUGCUUCCGCCAUUGCUUAAUUGUCUGCAUGGAAAUCGGCGGACAGGAUGGCACCAAUUCCAAAGCUGACUUUAAAUUGAAGCUGGCGGUAGCAGUUUGCCAAGUAGCCCCGAUCUCAGCCCAAAGGCAUUCAGAUGCAUUAGCCUUGACAAUAUUUUGCAGAAGUCCAUCAACAGGUUAAUGUGGCAUUUUACAUUCUGAUGACUUCUCCCUCUUUCAGAUUUCUGCCUUGAAGCAGAAUGGACUCUUGCAGUCUCUGUCAGCAACACCCAACGGAUGCAGAGAAGCAGGUAUGGUUCCAGUUAGCUGAAUGUUCCGCUGUGAGUUCUGUUUCUUUUCUGAUGAAAUGGCACACCGACGGAGCUAUAGUCAUCAUCCUGUCAGCAACUGGGUCAUAUACCUUUGAUCCCACUGAGAAGAUUGUUUUAAUUCUUCGGGUGAGCUUAACCAAACCAUCCUUUGCUAAUUUAGCUCCUGUGUUAGGAAUCUGAUGCUCUUAAACAAUAUUUUAAUCCUGGAUGCUAUUUUGACUGGAGUGCGGGCAGGGUUAUGGGCAUCAUUGUAUUAUUAUUAUUAUUAUUAUUAUUAUUAUUAUUGGUAUUUUAUUGUAAGCUGUCAUAAGGCAUUGUGGAGAGGGGGAAUCCAAAAUUUCAAAGUAAGUGUUGCCCUUGAGUGAAACCUAGUGAAUGUUACUGUUGGAAUGUUACUGCCUCUGAACGACAGUUUCCGGGAAUUGUUACUGGGGAGAGGCCUGUAGGAAUUUGGUCCUGUUUGUGGGACUCUUACAUGCUUUCGGUUAGCCACUGUGGGUACAGGAUGCUGGACUCGAUGGGCGUAAUCCAGCAGGUCUCUUUUUAUGUUAUUAUUAUUUAAUGAGAAGUUGUGUAAUUACAGCUUUUGCUCAUAACAGAUAAGUCAAACAACUUGUUUGCUGUGAGUACAAAGCCUUCAUGAUAGUAAUGGAGAGCAGUCACCAUUGGCUGUGGGUGGGUGUGUUUGUGUCCACUGAAAUACCCGUGUUUCAGAGUUUGAUUUACAUAAGAUCGAAAACACAGCCUCUGCAGCUUACAGUCUGAAAGACACAACUACGAAAAUGAGAGAUGGAGAGGUGAGGAAGCCACAAAUUCAGGCACCAGUUCUUAAAGUUACAAAUGACUAGCUUGAAUGGGAACAGCUGUGGAAAAGUGGCAGCUGAAUGGAACUGGUCUUCCAGAUCCAACGGCAUGGACCCCAUUUCCCAUCUCUCCCUCUGUUGCUGCCUGAUGGAAUGGAAUGGCUGCCCAGUGGAGCUGCCCUCUUGGCCAAGUCACUGGAGUUGGUCCUUGCUUCUCAUCUCUUCCUCUCAGUGGCAUAGCAUGGGUUGCUAGAACCUGAGGCAGUGCAAGUGUUGUGCCUCCCUGGUGGACUGGGCAGCAGGGGGGCACGUAGAGCCCACACAGAGGGGGAAGGGAGCCUGUCUUCAACAGGAUUCUCACCCGCUGCCUCUGUUCACCUGCCCACUAGACCAACCCACCUGCCGCUGUGCCUCAGAAGCCGGAGCUCUGUACCUGUCAUGGAGGAAAGACAUUAGCUGCUAUCCAGUGCAAGCAGAUUGCCUUAGGAACAUAAGGAAGUGUCUUAUACAAAGUCUGACCAUUGAUCCAUCUAGUUCAUUAUUGUCUACACUGACUGACAGCAGCUCAGUCAAGGUUUCAGAUGGGGGGUCUUUUCCAGCCCUCUCUGCAUAUGCCAGGGAUUAAACCGGGGAUCUUCUGCACUGAGCUGUGGCCUUUUCCUUGGCUUGUGGCACAAAAUAGUCAAAAUUUAUUGUCAGUCAAGGCAAGGGCUAAUUUUUUAAAAAAACAGGAGCUGCUUUUCACCUUAAAAAUGCUCUUUUGGAAGUGGUUCCAUAGUUGACAUGGUUCCAUGAUGUUUUGUCUCAUCUCUCUCUUUCUCUUUGUUGCUAGAUAUUAGUGAGGAGGUUCUGCGAGCCCGAGAAGAAUGGGACAGUGUGGCAAACAUCCAUUCGGAAGGUAUGAAAGCAACGGCAAUAACAUUUCCUUCUAUUGGGACCAGUUAAACAUGGCAAUAGAUUAAUUUAGAUGACUGUAAGAAAAGCAAGUGCUGGAGGUACUGUCAAAGAGCAGGAAACAUGUCUAAGAAUAGUAUGUGGUGGGUGUGAAAAUGUUGGAUGUGAUUCAGUCUGAGAAUUAUCAAGUUAUAGGGUAUUAGCUAUGUAUAAGUUACUAGUGCUUCAAGUAUUUUCUUCAGUCAAUUAAAUAAUCUGCUGCUUACUGGUAUGUUUAGCGCUAUGAGAAUGGGGGAAGCUCAGUACUCAUGAAAAACCUAGUAGGCAAACUCAGUGGCUGUGUUUGCAUGAAUAGCUCAGGUGUGAUUUUAACCAUGUUUGUUGAACAAGCCAGGAUCAGUCUCAUAAAUGAGCAAAGUAACCAUGGUUUGCUUUGUAUCAUUGUCACAUGUCCUGGGGCACGGCAUCAAAACAAAUGGGGAUAAUGGAAUUGGACGUCACAAGAAACCUAACACAGAGACUAUAGUUAGUUAGCUGGGGUGGGUUUGGACAUACAAACCACAAUUAAGCUAAACAAACCAUGGAUUUAGUGUUCUAUACAAACCAUGCCUGCAUGUGCACUACGCAAUCAUUUUCCCAUCAUGGCGUUUCUGAAUGUGUGUGUUUGUGUGUGAGUGUGCACACAUACACUUACUAUAUGCUUCAUAUUUUCAGAUAUAUGCAAUUUAAUGUGGGGGGCAGGGAGAACUGCAUCAGGAUUAAUGUUGCUUCAACCCUCUCAAAUCUACCUUCAAAAUUUCUGGAUGGCAAAAAAAUUAAAUGGACCAAUAGCAUUGUUCUUUAUCAAUAUUUAGGUAUAGAUUUUUUUAUUAAAAAAAUAAGACGUACACUUAUUAAAGGCAGGCAGAGUCAGACCCUGCGACCAUGGAAUAUGUGAAGAGUGAAUUAUCCAGAGUUCAUACAUUGAAAUGGGCCAGCGUUAAAGUGAUAACAAUGGGGUCUUGAGAGAGUAAAGGUAAAGGGAACCAUUAGGUUCAGUCGUGGCCGACUCUGGGGUUGCGGCGCUCAUCUUGCUUUAUUGGUCAAGGGAGCUGGCAUACAGCUUCUGGGUCAUGUGGCCAGCAUGACUAAGCCGCUUCUGGCGAACCAGAGCAGCGCACGGAAACGCCGUUUACCUUCCCGCCUGAGCGGUACCUAUUUAUCUACUUGCACUUUGACGUGCUUUCGAACUGCUAGGUUGGCAGGACUUGAGAGAGUACAUAAGACUAUUUAACAGGAAAGCUUAAAAUAUAAUGAACAUAGUUGAUAAAAGCUAUUUUUAAAAAGGUAAACUUCCUGGUCCAUGUUGAAAAGAGUGCUGGGUUAGCUGAAAUUGUGGCAGACUUUUUUUUGUUAUUAAGACCAGAAUUUCAGAAUGAGAUUCUAACCGGACCUGUGGUAUGUAAACUGAAGCUCUGCUUUUUAUGAAGAAAGGACUGCAGGAUUAAAGUGGCUUCAUUCUUUAAUUGAUUGUAGAAUUAAAGGUUAAGAUUACAGAUUGCAGCCUUAAUGAGAUUGCGGUGAGGCUUCCUGCAUAAAAUCCUAUCGUUUCCAUAAAAGAGCAGGAUCUGAAAUCUGCCUCUGGCCGUAUUAUAGGCACCAUUUCAGGCUGACACUUCUCGGUGGGGGGAAACCAAUUGUAGGUAACAUAAUUUACUUAACAAACACAACCAAGUACAUGUUUGAGUCAAUCUAGUCCUCUUGCUUAAACAUUUAUUGUGCUUUCCCCAGCUCUGAUCUCAGGCAUGCUUGUUAAGAACGUAAGAACCUUGCUGCAUCAGACUACAGAUCUAUGUAGUCCAGUUCCCACAUCCCAAAUUCCUCUGGGAAGCUCACAAACAGGGCAGGAGGACAGUAUCCCCCUCCUGCUGUUGUUUUCCGGCAACUUCUCUGCAGAGAGGCACCCUGCCUCUGAUCCUGGAGGCAGCUUUUCGCCUCCUGGCCCUUGAUAGACUUAUCCAUGCAUUUGUCUAAUCCUCUUUCAAAGCCAUCUUAAGUUGAUGGCUGUCACCACCAACUUUGUGGCGGCAAACUCCACUGUUAGCUGUGUGAAGAAGCACUUCCUUUUUAUCUGUCCUUAAUCUUCUACUUUUCGGCUUCCUUGGAGGGCUCCAGGUUCAAAUGUUAUUAGGAAGGGAGAGAACUUCUCUCUCCACGCCGUGCAGAAUUGCAAUAAUCAUAGGUGGGUUCACCCUCGUAUGCAAACAGGAAAAAAGUCCAAUAGGGCUUAACUUUCAAGUAAAUGGGCAUGUAAUUGGGCUCUUAGAUAAGGCAACUAAGUAGAGGUGAAAGAAAGCUCCUAGUGGUGAUUUACUUAAGUGAUGCUGCACGAAUUCACUUUGGAUUUUUACCCUCUUAAAGGUCUUUUUUCCUUUCCCCCCCUUUUUGAUAGAGGUGUACUUGAUAGAUGACCUACUAUUGAAACCCUUCGCUUAAUUUACCUUCACUUACUUUCUGCGAGAAGAGCAGGGAAGAUAUUUUGAAGAGGGAUCACAGAGUGGUUUACAGUAUAAAAACACAAAAAUGCAUACCCAAUACCCUGUGGGUUCAGCCUGGUUGGCCUGUUGUCAGUCAAAGAGGACAUUUAUGAAGGCAUUGCAAGGCCAGUGCAAGACAACCCCAACCGCAAGUACUUGAGGGGUAGCACACCAAAUAUGACAAAAACACAAGCAUUUAUACAUUUGCAAGUAACAUACAUGUAUGGUGACACUUCCUUCUGCUAGCUUCUACUGGUUUAAUCACAAGGCACAACAUCUUCCUUAUAUUUCCCACCUUCCUUUGUUCUUAACAGUUAAGGCAAUAGCUCCUGCAUGUUGUUUUGUGUACCUAGGCUCCCUUGCGCCCUCAGCAAGGAGAUGUAUCAGUGCUUCCAAAGCUGGGAGAGACCAUGGCCAGAAACUCAAAAAGUUUGCUUUUUGUCACCUUUCGCGCUCCGUCAGUGACUUCCUCUGCAUCCAUUGGGGUUGGGUCUGCUCUGCUCUGUCGGUGCACCUGCCUGCCUGCCUGCCUCCCUUCCCUUUUCCUCCUCCUGCAACUCUUGCCCACUGUCUCCUCUCUCUUCCCUCUGAGCUCUGAUGGGAGCUCCACUCGCACUUUUAAUAGCGCCACUGGCUAAUUGGAGAGGGGGGUCCUGCAAGGGCUGCUGUGAUGGCUCACACCAGCAACUGGAUUCCUCCGCUGAGGCAGCCAGAAAGAGCCUGUGCACCUCGUCUGGCCUCCCAGAGCAGCAGAGGAAUGACCUGGGGAGUUCAUGCGGACUGGCAGGCAGACCUUUAAAGCUCUGUGCGGCCUAGGACCCACGUACCUACAGGAUCACCUCUCCUGGUAUGCCCCGCGGAGGACCUUAAGGUUCACAAAUGACAACAUUUUGGAGGUCCCAAGUCGCAAGGUGGUUAGGUUGGUCUCAACUAGGGCCAGGGCCUUUUCAGUACCGGCCCCAACUUGGUGGAAGGCUCUGUCACAAGAGACUAGGGCCCUGUGGGACUUGACAUCUUGUCGCAGGGCCUGCAAGACAGAGCUGUUCCGCCUGGCCUUUGGUUUGGACUCAGUCUGAUUCUUAUGUUUCCCUCCCCAUAUGGUUUUCACUUUUAAAACGAGGCUGCAUUUUAACCUAUAUUUUAAAUUGUUUUUUUUCUUUUUCUUUCUUUCUUAGUAUGUUUUUACUGAAAUUUUGGUGUUAGCUGCCCUGAGCCUGGCUCUGGCCGGGGAGGGCGGGGUAUACAUAAAAUUUAUUAUUAUUAUUAUUAUUAUUAUUAUUAUUAGCCAUGUCAAGCCAAACUGGAAUGGAGCAAUUUUUGUGCCUGCACCCUUGGCAGAGGCCAACCUAACUAACCUCUAGGUACGCCCCUGCUCUCAUGGUUCUCUUGCAAACUCAGCUGUUCUCGAACACAUUUCAAUUUUCAGUUUUAUUAUUUCUAUAACAAUAACAUAAUAACAACAAAACAGUAACCCUGCUCCUGUUUGUUUAAUCAGCCAGAGGACUGAGAGAUGAGGACUAUUUUCUCCUGGCUCCUAAAGAUCUGUAAUGAAGGCACCAGGCGAACCUCCCAGGGGAACUUAGCUCCCUCUCACACACCCUGGCAUUAAAAUUGUAUUGCUUGCCUUUUAAAGAAGAAACAUUAAAGUUGCCCGAGACCAAAGCCUUGUUGCUUGCGUCGCUCUCAAAAGUUCUUGCUGCGGAAGUUAGAACUCUGUGGCCUUUCGCAAAGGAGAACACGCAGGCUCAGCCGAAAGCUUCCGCUUGCUGAAAAUGGUAAGAGAGCGAUCUAAACAACAAGGACUCCUGCUGUACGAUGCUUUAGGUUGUCUCUUCUCUGCUUCCACUUUCUCUAUGGUUUCAGCUCAUGGAGGGUGUGCACUCCUAGUUUCCCUGUCUCUGAACACAAAACGGUGCUGCGUUUGUUUCCAUGCUCACUUAUGUAACGCUGAGCAAGUUGCACACUGUAAUCUACAUAAGUGUAUUAAGCAGCUUGAACCGGAAAUCAAAGUAAUUUAUCGUUAUGUUAAAAUUUCUAAAGUUAUUUAUUUCUUUUUCCUUUGUGAAAAAUGAAAGAUUUUUUUAAAAAGUUUUUUUAAAAGGCCAGACAAAGGUGGCCUGCAAACAUAGAGUAAUGUGACCAGCCUACAAGCCUGUGCAGCCCAGAUAAGCCUGCUGUGCUAAUUCGUCCUGAAUUACUCUGAGCAUAUCUACCAGUUUUGAGGCUUCUAAAAGGUCAAGUGAAUGACAUCAACUGCAUAUUUGUGCCAAGAUACGUAUGCUUGAUAACUAUCAUCUAUCCAUCCUAUCUAUCUAUCUAUCUAUCUAUCUAUCUAUCUACCUAUCUACCUACCUACCUACCUAUCUAUCUAUCCACAUACACACAUAACAGUAUUUAUAUAAAACCUGCCUGUAAGAUACUUAUAUAUUUAUACAUAAAACCUGCCUGUUGAAGCAAACGUCGAGAUAAACCAAAGCUUGCAGUUUGCAUUGUGCUGAAUUCUAGGCAGUAGAGUUGAUUAUCUUCAGGACAUUAGCAAAUGAUUAAAUCUGAAAUAAGAUCAUAGAUUUGAUAUGAUAGAAUAUGACCAAAGAACCUUGAUGAUUGUUUGUGGAUUCUUCCACUGUUUCAGAAAGAAUCAUUAUUUUGUAGAGCUGUGCUUCACUCCUAUCAUUCAUAUCCCUCGCUAGGGCUGAACUAGACACAAUUUUAGCUGUGUGAAUGCAAUUAAAGUGCACAGUUUCUGUUACAUAAAUAGUAGUCCUGGGAAGCUUGAGCAUCCUUGGAACUAUGAAAGUGGGGUUGGGAGACUGUACGGUAACUCUUUCCUUCCCUGCCACAGUCCUACAAAAUCUGCCUCUCCCAUUGUCAAUGGAAGCUUCCCUUGAAAUGUAAAUAGCAGCUUCGCUUGGACUAUGUCAGGGAGAGAGUUAAACUUCCCCCACUACAGUUCCAAGGCUGCUGAAGCUUUCCCACAGCUAUUAACAUAAUAAAAACAACACAGUUAAUUGCAUUCAUGCAAUUAACAUUACCCUGCCCCUUAGUUCAGCUUUCAAAGUUUUGAGACUAAAGUCCAAACACAUUUUUCUCAUUUGUAACUGAUCCAACCCCCUGAUUGCUUUCAUUGCCUCAUUUUCUAUAUUUUCCCAAUUGACAGUAUCCUUUCUGAAAUGAGACAACCAGACCUGCACAUGCCAUUUCAAAUGGGGUUGCCCCGUUGAUUUAUAGAAGGGCAUUAUGAUUCUAGCAGUUGUAUUUUUCGUCCCUUUCCUAACGAUUCCCAGUUCUGAGCUCGCACUACUACAGUACGAGCUGACAUUUUGAUUAAGUUAUCUGCUUACAACCAUAAGACCUUUUCAGACAAAUCAGACCCCAUCAGCAUAUGUGUGAAUUUUAGAUUUUAUUUUUCUCUCUGUGUGCAUCGCUUUACACUUACAUAUGUUGAAUCUCAUCUGCCAAUCCGUUGCGUCUUCACUCAACUUGAAGAGAUCCUUUGGAUGCUCUUGGCUAUAACUAGGUGUUAUUGGCAGACUUGGCAAUGCUAUUGUUUCUCCCUGGUUCCAGAUCAUGUAUGCAUGAGUAAAUAAAUAUAACACAAAUUCCAGUACAAUACUUCUUAAAAAUAGGUGGCUGUUGUUUUUUAAAAUGUUGUUUUAAUAUUGUAAGGCUCCACUGGGAGGAACAGUGGGAUGAACAUGAAUUAAACAAAUGCUCUUCUCUUCUUUGUGACUGUAGGAAUUGUGGAGAGGCCUCUAGGGCCAAUACCCUUAAUCUCUUUCAAUGAAGCAUUGCAAUACUUCCAAACAGCAGAUCUCUCAGACUGCAGGGUAUGUAUGUGCCAACUAGGAUUGAUUUAACAGCCAUACUGCUUAAAUAUUUUAGGCAUUGAAAAUGCUGCAUUGAUGGUUCCUGUUUGGCUCUUAAAGCACUUCCGAGGUACUCUUAUUCCUAUUUCAUUUUGUCAGGGAGAGAUAGAGUUACCAGAGCCCAGGAGCUUAAAUCUCCAUGAUUUAGCUAGUUCCCCUCCUUUCCGCCACCUCGUCUCCUUUUUGCUAACAGAUACAGGUGAAACUCAGAAAAUUAGAAUAUCGUGGAAAAGUUCAUUUAUUUAUUAAUAUUAAAUGAUAUCAGCAAAGUGCUCCAAAAUCUCCGGGUAGAUGGCUGCGUUGACCCUAGACUUAAUGCAGCACAGUGGACCAACACCAGCUGAUGACAUGGCUCCCCAAAUCUCUUUUCUGAUGAAAGCAGCUUUUGCAUCUCAUUUGGAAACCAAGGCCCCAGAGUCUGGAGGAAGAAUGGGGAGGCACACAAUGCCAGAUGCUUGAAGUCCAGUGUGACAUUUCCACAGUCUGUGUUGAUUUGGGGAGCCAUGUCAUCAGCUGGUGUUAGUCCACUGUGCUUCAUUGAGUCUAGGGUCAACACAGCUGUCUACCAGGAGAUUUUGGAGCACUUCAUGCUUCCUUCCACAGAUGAGUUUUAUGGGGAUGCCAACUUCAUUUUCCAGCAGGACUUUGGAAUCUGCCCACACUUCCAAAAGUACCAAAACCUGGUUCAAUGCCCAUGGGAUUAUUGUGCUUGAUUGGCCAGCAAACUCGCCUGACCUGAACCCCAUAGAGAAUCUAUGGGGCAUUGCCAAGAGACAGAAGAGAGACAUGAGACCGAGCAAUGCAGAAGAGCUGAAGGCUGCUAUUGAAGCAUCCUGGUCUUCCAUAACACCUCAGCAGUGCCACAGGCUAAUAGCAUCCAUGCCAUGCCGCAUUGAGGCAGUAAUUGAUGCAAAAGGGGCCCAAACCAAGUACUGAGUACAUAUGCAUGCUUCUACUUCUCAGAGGUCCAAUACUGGUCUAUUUGCAAUCCUUGUUUUGCUGAUUUCAUUUAAUAUUCUAUUUUUCUGAGAUUGUUAAUUUGGGGUUUUCAUCAGCUGUACGCCAUGAUCACCACAAUUAUAACAAAUAAAGGCUUGACAUAUCUCGCUUUGCAUAUCAUGAGUCUAUCUCAUAUAGGCUAUAGGUAUCUGUAACAGGAGAGUUUAGAUGCUUUCAAGUUAUUUGUGCUUCAGAAUCCCUGCCUAUUGACAUAAAGCAGGUCCUCUAAUAUAGCUAUAUAGAUAUAGAUAUAGAAAUUGUUGCCUAUAAGUAAAUUAACAGUCAUUAUUUCCAUUAACCUCAACUGAACGAAGCACACUUAAGAGCCAAGUUAAAUGGUUGAAGGACUGUAUUGUUAGUUGCCUGCAUCUAACCAGGCAGAGGGAACCAGGCAGAGGGUCUUCUUGGAAGUGGCACCCGCCCUCUGGGAUACCCUCCCGUCAGAUGGCAGACAGAUAAACAACUAUUUGACUUUUAGAAGAUGUCUGAAGGCAGCCCUGUUCAGGAAAGUUUUUAAUGGUUGAUGUCUUAUUGGCUUUUAAUAUUUUGUUGUGAGCCACUCUUGAGUCAGAUGGGUGGCCUAUUAUGAUUAUUUCUAUCUGAUAUAGGGCACUGUAGUACAAUUUACUUUCUCUAAGGGAUUUAAAGCACCCACAAGGCACAAAACAAAACCAUACAAACUAGUUUUUUUUUUAAAAAAACCCCCACCUAUCUGAUUCAAAACACCCAGAAACAUUACAAAAGAUAAAACAGCAAAAUGAGCAACAAGAUAAAAAUAGCUAAAGGCAGUAAAAAGAUCUUAGGUAUCACCAAACGGUCCAUGAAAAUAGAAUUUGUCUGAUGCCUAAAAGAUGGCAGUGAGGAAAGCCUAGGCAGGUAUGCUUAAGGAAGGAGUUCCAGAGUUUGGUUGUCACCACAGAAAAAACCCCUCUCUUUGGCAGGGAAACAGGAAGAAGGUCUACUAAGGGUAAUGUCAAUCCACAGCCAGGUUCAAAGUGGUCCUUUUUGUUACCUAGCUCAGGGUAUGAGGGAGAUCAGGCCAGGAUUUUGCCUGUGAGAAAACUAUGGUCUGAAAUGUCAGCUGCACAUAAUGCAUAGAUUGCCUGCCAGGAAAACGCUCCUUGCCAAACUGAGUUUGGAAAAACAACAACCUUGGAAGUGAAUGAAGGUCUCUUCAUAUUGAUAUGAUAUGGUCAGUUGCAGCAGUGGUCUGUUUCCCUUUUCUCAGCAGUGUUGUUAGGGAGGACUUUGCCUAUGUACCAUCACACUUUUAAAUUCUUUCUAACUUUCCUUGUUUCAGAAAAAGAUUCAGCCAACGGUGCGAAGGAGAGGACUGGCCGCCGUUGCCCAUUUCCUUUUCGGCCCUCCCCGUCUCCACCAGCAGCUGCAAAGUGAGAGGGACUUAGCCUUGGCGAUAGCCCAGUGUAAGUUUUGCUUCUUGUGGCUGCAGAUAGCAUCUUCCCAGUAGCCGGUUUUCUGACUGUCCGACUACUUAAUAUUGCCACGUCUUAAAUAUCUGGAAAGGGCUGCAGCUCUUGGGAAGAGCACCUGCAGGACACCACGGGUUCAAUCCUUGGCAUCUCUGGGAAAGAUUCCUGUGGAAAACUCUGGACAGCCACUACCAAGUUAGUGUAGACAGUACUGAGCCCUAUAGAAUGAUGGUCUGACCUUUGUAUAAAGCUGUUUUAUCCAGUCCUGUGAAGUUGGGCUGGGGAACCUCUCGCCCUCCAGGUGGACUCCCAGCUCCCAUCAUCCCUGACCAUAGACCAGGCAUAGGCAAACUCAGCCCUCCAGAUGUUUUGGGACUACAACUCCCAUCAUCCCUAGCUAACAGGACCAGUGGUCAGAGAUGGUAGGAGUUGUAGUCCCAAAGCAUCUGGAGGGCCGAAUUUGCCUAUGCCUGCUAUAGACCAUGCUGGCUGGGGUUGAUGGAUGUUGGAAUUUAGCAACACCUGAGAGAUUCCAGGUUCUGCGCCCCGAUAUAAAGUCACAGGAGACUGCUUUUAUAUGGCCUUUGUUUCCUCUAGCCCAGUAUUCCCUGCUUUUAUUUGCAAUAGCUCUCCCAAUGGUUUGGGCAGAGGUCUCUCUCCCUGCUGCCUGAGAUACUUUCGUGACCCUGCAGUCCCAACUCCCCAUCUCUGGGAGAGGAGGUGGUGUCUGGGUGGGAGAGGCAGUUGUCACCAGAAAUGGCUCUGGGUGUUCCCACUGGUCUAGAAGCUGCAGCCCAAGAGGAGUACCUUUGGCCAGCGCCUCUUCAGCCUCUGGAGGUUGUGUUGCUGUCCUCCAACAGCCAGUUCUAUUUAAAUCUAGGUUGACCUGCUGCUGAAGUACAGUGGUACCUUGGUUCUCAAACUGAAUCUGGUCCAAAAGUCCGUUCCAAAACUAAAGCGUUCCAAAACCAAGGUGCGCUUUCCCAUAGAAAGUAAUGCAAAAUGGAUUAAUCUGUUCCAGACUUUUAAAAACAACCACUAAAACAGCCGUUUGACAUGAAUUUUACUAUGUAAUGAGAUCAUUGAUCCAUAAAAUGAAAGCAAUAAACAAUGUACUGCAGUCCCACAAUCAAUCAGUAGCUGAACUGGGUUCCACACAGUCACAAAAAAAAAGAGCUGCCAAAACAAAAACUCAAAAUAAGUAGCAAAAACAGACAGACACUCAAAACAGAAGUGUGGCACUCAAAUCGGAAGUGUAACACUCAAAACAGAGCACGUUCGGCUUCCAAAAAAAAGUUCGCAAACCUGAGUACUUACUUCCGGGUUUGCAGUGUUUGGGUUCCAAGUUGUUUGAGUACCAAGGUACCACUGUAAUGUGAUUGGAGCCUGCUGAUAUGUCUCUUCUGCCUGAACAUCACAUGGAUGCAGGCAGGGUGCUGCCUGCUUUGCCUUGACUUUCCUGUGUUGCAGGGGGUGGCACUGCAUGACCCUUGUCCCUUCCAGUUGAUUUUGCCUUUUCAGAACCUGAACCUUGCCUUGUUUCAGAUGGUCUUGCUGGAGCCUGACCUUGUACUCAGUUGAUUUUGCCUUGCUUCCUUUGCUCUUUGCACUCUUCCUCACUUGGGUUAAAAACGCUCAAGGCCACUGCUUGGCAGAGAACAGAUCUUUAUGCGAAGAUGCCAAGGAUUAAACUUGGGCCUUAUGUAUCUAGAGUAGAGACUUGUUUAAGCAGAGAAAAUAAUCGGCAUUUCCCUCAACAGGUGGCUUGGAUAACAAUGAAAAAGUGCACAUGAGGAUCCUGCAAACGAUUUACAAGAAACUAACGGGGUCCCGUUUUGAUUGUGCCCGUUAUGGAGCCCAUUGGGAAGACCUGGGAUUUCAAGGUAUGGAGGAAGUACAUGAACAAUAUUCUUCAUACGAGCUUGGCAUGGCAUGACUUUUGCUUCUGCUGUAACAUGUGGAAGAGGAACAUGCAUUUUCCCCAGGAAAGAUCUAUGGGUCAUACAUUAUUUUGCAGGGGAAGAUCGGUGAGUUCCCUGUUUGCAGGAUACAACAGAAGCCUUUAAAAAGCUGCUCACACCUCCCUUUUUUGACACUUUAUUUGAAAUAAUCCUCAUCCUAAACAUCCAGCAAGAACCACUGUAACAUUUCAAAAACCCUGAAUAUUUUGAGUUUGGGCAGUUGUUUUAUAGGCCUGCUUCCACAGACAUUAUAUACGUGAUUUGUAAGGAGUUUCUUAUUUAACCUACUGUUAUGGUUUAAUACUAACAUCACAUGACCUUGGAGGGAAUGGGAGUUAUUUUAUUUAUUUUAAAAUGUAUAUAUCGCUUUAUAGAUUGCAAAUGCAAGUAUUCAACAACAGAUACAGGACAACAGUAAAAGCAGCUGAAACACUUUGGGGGCUGCUUUGACUGCUGUCCUGUAUCAGUUGUUGAAUACCACAAGCAGCAUCAAUAAAGGAUGCAGCAACAGGCAAUAGAAUCAUCUAAUUAAAAACUUGGGAGAAGAGUGUGGUGCCAGAUGAAUGUCUCUGGGAGUCAUUUCCACAACCAGGGUGCCAAUACUUUGUUUCCAUGCGCCUUGCCUCAAAAAGUUGGGGCAUUUGAAGAAAGACUUCUGAAUACCGUAUUUUUUGCUCUAUAAGACUCACUUUUUUCCUCCUAAAAAGUAAGGGGAAAUGUGUGUGCGUGUUAUGGAGCAAAUGCAGGCUGCGCAGCUAUCCCAGAAGCCAGAACAGCAAGAGGGAUUGCUGCUGUCACUGUGGAGUGAUCCCUCUUGCUGUUCUGGCUUCUGAGAUUCAGAAUAUUUUUUUUCUUGUUUUCCUCCUCCAAAAACUAGGUGCGUCUUGUGGUCUGGUGCCUCUUAUAGAGCGAAAAAUACGGUAAUUUGAGUGGGCGACUUCAUUCAGGGAGUAGAUGGUCUUUUUUAGAUAGCUUGCUCCUCUAUUGCAUUCGCCUUGGAGAUAAGCUGUAACGCACAGGCCAGAACAUUUCAUUCGGUAAUUCAGAUCACCGUUUUCCUGUGGCUUUCAAUUUGGAGUCAUUCAGGUAUGGUUACAUAACGGAAAUGAUGUAUUGGGUGCUCACGAGAGAGAGCAUCAAGCUUUCAUCAGGCCACAUUAAUUUUAGCAUUGCCUUUCUGGGUUUGCCUUGGCAAUUAACAAUCCUCUAAUGUAGCUUUAUGCAUGCAAUCAUUCACAAAUAUGGCCUGUGUAAGAGCGUUUAUUGCCUUGGCUUAACUGUCUCUCUGUGUGUGUUUUAUACUUAAGGGAUGGAUCCUGGCACAGACCUACGUGGGACUGGAAUGCUAGGAUUAAUGCAAACACUAUAUUUUGUAAUGGAUUCUCGGAUAUUACCCGUAGCUCGAGAGAUUUUCAAGUUAUCCCAUCACGAAACACAGGCACGUUUCCUUUUUCUGAGCUCGGGUUUUUGAAAUGUUAUUGAAAACCUGUGGGAGAGAUAACUUUGCAAGCUUGGUCUCCUACUGGUUAUAACGGAAGGCCUUUAUUUUUUGACAGCCUAAAUCAUCAGCUUUAAAGAUUCCUAGAGUGUCGACUGCUUUUGUCUGAACUGCUUUUUGUCUGAAAUGUCUCAGUCCUUUAACUACAUCUCCUCGGACUACAUGUUGGGAGAGCUCAUGUUCUAAUAAUUAGGGUAUUUUAGUCUCUAAAAAUUCCAUGCCUGUAAUGGCAAAGCGCAGUUGGUCAUUAGCUCUGAAUUCAGCCAUUUAAUUUUUUCAUCUCUCCUUUCCUUCUACUCUUCCCUCCCCACCCCAAUAUAAUCUUAUUCCUGUCUGCCAUACUAUGCACCCCCAAUAAUGUUUCCAGUAUCCAAAUACUCUCUGGCUGAAUCUUUCAUGAGCCUUUGGCUGUGCUUUAGGAAGACUUGUAGAUGAGAGGGAUGAUGAACCUGCGACGCCCCAGAUGUUGUUGGAUGCCUCAGCCCCAGCCGGAAUGGAGAUUACUCAGGGAUGGUGGAGAUUAAAGUCCAGCAACAUCUGGCAUGCCACAGGUGUCCCACCAUUGUUUUAACUAUCCAGUUUAGAUUUUACAACCAAUACUUAGAAUCAUAGAAUCAUAGAGUUGGAAUAGACCACAAGGGCCAUCGAGUCCAACCCCCUGCCAAGCAGGAAACACCAUCAGAGCACUCCUGACAUAUGGUUGUCAAGCCUCUGCUUAAAGACCUCCAAAGAAGGAGACUCCACCACACUCCUUGGCAGCAAAUUCCACUGUCGAACAGCUCUUACUGUCAGGAAGUUCUUCCUAAUGUUUAGGUGGAAUCUUCUGUCUUGUAGUUUGGAUCCAUUGCUCCGUGUCCGCUUCUCUGGAGCAGCAGAAAACAACCUUUCUCCCUCCUCUAUGUGACAUCCUUUUAUACUUGAACCUUCAGCCUGAAACCUUGUUGAACUGCUUUCUGAUCCAGGAUUGAGGGUAUUUGCAUAACAUUUUGAUGGGUUGUGCUGCUUUCUUUGAGUGGAAGUUUGGGCAUUGGCCUUGAGAAUCCAGGCUAGGUCUUGAUAGAAAUGCAAAUGGCCAUAUGGUAUUAGUAGGUAUAUCUUAGACUGACCAAGGCAGAGAUCUUUUUGCAGUAAAGGUGGCAUUAGAUUUCUUUUUCUGUUUUGAAGAGGCUGGUUGAUAUUUGUAUGUUCAGUACAACAACAUUUUGUGCUGAAAUGAUAUUGCUUGUAUUUCUCUCUCCUCCCCUUCCCCCAAAUAAAAAUAUCAAUAAAUUAUUGGGGGAGAAUAAAAGAAAUUUAAGCACCACCUUUCCCAUUAGCUCAUUGAAAGGCAUUUCUGGGAAACAGGGUGGAAACUAAUGCAUAAUAAGAUGCUGAAAUGUAGCUGAUGCUCCCACUGUGUCUGGAGGCCUGUGCUAAAAUUGGUCCCACCAGAGGCAUUUGGAGGUCCAGAAAAAAGAACCAUUAGCAUCUCAGCUGGCAGUCUGGUGGAGCCUUUGUGAAUCUGGUGCCUUCUAGACCAGCUGUGCUGAUGGGAGUUUUACCUCUUUUACCUUUCAAGCCCAAAACUUCUGAAGGUUGUCAGGUCAGGGAAGGGUGGCCUAGCAUAUCUUUUUAUGUUCCUAUUUGGCAGGUUAGUCAGCUACGCUCGGUGGGUUUAUGAUUUGGUACUCCCUGCUCUUAACAGCAUUUUCCCAAAUUGUCUUACCUGUACUUUUCCUAUUGACGUGAGGUUAGUAUUCUGCAAACAGCCUAACUGGAACCUUGCUGCUCUUUAAUUUACAAUAAAUUAUACCAGGGUACUAGAGUUUUCUUGAUUUCUUUUUGGUUAUGUGAUCUGGGUUUUGUGUGAGGUGUUUUUGUGCAUUUUUAAUACUUAUCCUUCGUUAGGAAAGCAGAAUUGGUUCAGGGUCCCCCAGUGGAGGGAAGCAGAAGAACAAUGAGGUCCUGGGACCUCUGCUGGAUGAUCCUGAAAUUCCUCUCCCUUUUCCUCCCAAAGGCCCACCCCAGUCCCUUUCCCAGUUUCUAAGCAAGUUGAGAAAGUACCGAUAAUCAGAAGGGUGAAAACAUGAUUUUAAUCACAUAUCCACUCUCUUCCAGUAUACUACAACUUACUAUGUUGUCAAUGCAAAUAGGCAAAGUCAGUAAGGGAUGGCGAGGUAAGGUUUUGGGACUGCAGUGGUAUUUGCUUGUCAGUCAGAAUGGUCAAGGGCAUGCCGUAUAGUCCAGGGCAGGCAUGAUUUGUUCUUGAGGACAGGAGGUGGCGUUGCACACUGUUGUGUCCUUCCAACACCUUGCUGCUGCUCCCCAUCAUCUGCCGCCUGAAGCCGUUGUCUUAGCAUGCCCAAUGGUACAGCUGGCCCUAAACACUGGGCAAGAAUGACAGAAAGCCAAGCUCUGAAGGGUUUGAUCCAGACAUAGUUAUGCUUAGAGUUAGAUACACUGAAAAUGUAAUAGACAAUUUCAAUGGGUCUGCCGUGAGGCUGACUAUGUCUGGAUUCAACUCUUAUUGUUAAUGAUUAUUUUUUUAAAAAAAUACUGUAUGUAAAUCAAUAAAACUAAAGCUCGGUUCUGAAAAGCAGAGGAAACAGAGCAAAGGAGCAGAGUAGAAGACUUAGCCAAGCGGGGUCUUCUCCGAGGACUCGAGUUGCUUGGACCAAGAAGCAAGUUCUGAGGCUAGAGCAUUAAAAGGCCCAUUGAGAAGGAUUGGUGCUUGGGGUCAGCUGACGGGAUGUUGUAAGAUGCUGUGUUCUGCACUCUAAAGGCACCACUUAGGUUGCAGUACCAGUGUGUCAGGUUUGUGAUUGAGACAGCAUCAGUGAGACAGCAGCUAAGAUACCAGAGCUGGGACCAGAGCCUUGCUCUGAGAUGUUUUGAACAGAGAAAAUGCCACAACUUCAGGUCAAAUGGGUCACACCUGAUUUUUAUAAAAGGAACAAAUCAAAUCGGCAUAUCUGUUGAAAGGAUUCAUAAUCUAAAACCAGAACAUGUUGCCUGAAUUUGACUCGCUUCUUAAAUGUAAGGUCAAGUAGAGGAACUGACCCAAAUCUCUGUGUAGGGGUUUCAUCCAGGCAUAUAUAAGUGAACUAAAAAAACAACAAAAGCAGUAUGAAUUUUACUUCCCGUUAAUUUAGGGACAGGGCACACUUUUUUUUUUAUGUAUUUCCAAUUCCUUUACAGAAUUUCCCUUUCUGUGUGAUGUCUGUCAAUAUUACUCGUAUUGUAAUCCAAGUGCUGAGGGAAGAACGCCUUUCCAGGUGAGUUCGUUGCAGAUCUCUUUUAUUACAGAUGGCAUGGUAGAGCUGUGUUCAAGUUGUUGCCACUCUUUUCCUUGGUAUGGAACCAUGCAACUCAAGAAGAAUGAAAACAUUUACAUUAGUGUGGAAAUUAAGUACCGCUUCCGUAAAAUGUUGGGAAUAUAUUGAAUACAUUUUUUUUGAAAAAUUCCACGAAUACAGAAGAUCCAGGACUGUAAGCAUAACUGACAGGUCAGUCAGCUAAAUUGAGGCCCACUGCAAGCUAGAUCCUUAUCUACUCUUACCCCAUGUGAGCCAAAUUUGAUAGGAGGUGGGCAAUCCUCCUGUCAUUCAACCAAUGCAUCCCUGUGAGGAAUCAUACAGCUGAUCCCUGCAGAAAGCAGGUACCACUACUCCUCAGAUGAUGUUUUCCCCAGUAGGGGACGCAGGUGGCGCUGUGGUCUAAACCUCUGAGCCUCUUGGGCUUGCUGAUCAGAAGGUUGGCGGUUCGAAUCCCCGCAACGGGGUGAGCUCCUGUUCCUCCGUUCCAGCUCCUGCCAACCUAACAGUUCGAAAGCACACCAGUGCAAGUAGAUAAAUAGGUACCACUGUGGCAAGAAGGUAAAUGGCAUUUCCAUGCGCUCUGGUUUCUGUCAUGGUGUCCCAUUGUGCCAGAAGCAGUUUAGUCAUGCUGGGCACAUGACCCGGAAAUCUGUCUGUGGACAAACACCUGAAAGCGGAGAUGAGCGCUACACCCCAUAGUUGAUUUCGACUGGACUUAACCAUCCAGGGGUCCUUUACUUUUACCUUUCCCCCAGUGCUCUCCAUCGUGAAAGAGGGGGAUGGAAAAGCUGAAUAGGGCAUGCAGCUUGAAAAACAAGCCUUGCUAUAUUUUUGGUUUACCACUCGUGGUUUGUUUAAAUGGUAAACCACGACAAAUCAUGCACUGUGUGUGUGUGAAGAGUCCUGGAAGACUUGCUCUCUGCUUUGCAUGUUUUUUCCGCCUGGCCUGGUAUGGCAGGGCCCUGACUGACUCCAGCUACAAAAGCUGAGGCUGUUGAACACUCUUCGGCUGGGGUGUUUGGGGGUAUUUUGUUGGGGUGGGGUUGUUGCUGGGGUUGGGUUUUUUUUUUUUAUCUUCAUUUUAGAUCUUGCGAUUUACCGGUAUGUGACAAUUCUUGUGCAUUUUUUGAUGUUUCAUUUAUUGUUUAUGACUACUUUUGUUGUGUUUCAAUUUUUAUGUAGUAAGACACCUUGAGCAUUAGAGGCACAUUCAUGAUUAAACCAUAGUUUAUGACAUGGGACAUGCAGAUGUUUUGGAGAGGCAUUUGCACCCCAAAGCCACGCAUUCUUACUUUGGAGUAAGCCUUGCUAUGUUUGGCAGGGCUUACUCGCUAGUAAGGAGGCUUAGGAAUGCAAAUUUUCAGGGGGAGUGCAUUGCUGCAAAUGUGGCAAGUAGCAGGAGUCACACCACUUACUGACACUUGGUUUUUAAAGUGAAUUUAAAAAGUGUCCCUUUAAAAGCAAACUAAUUCAGGGCAGCUCAUGGGUAGGAUAUUACUUUGGGGGUAUAAUUUUGUGGGGAAUUUUAUUUAGUGCUGCCUUGGGGGUUAUGAUAAAUGAAGGCCAAUGAAAGGGAAUUGAUUUGGAGCAGAAGAUGGGGGGGGAAUUAAUUGGGAGGGGGAAUUCAUUGUGCGUUUGCUUCAAAGCUUUGUUCUGCUCAGAGGGGGGGAAACAUUUUACACAUGCUCAGUGCCCGAGAUGCCAGACUUUUUGAGAACAAAAUGUGACAACCCUAUUCAUCCUCUUCCAAGAUGUGGAAAGACUACCUCAUUCCUUCCAGUCCGUACUGCAGAAAUUGGUGACCAUUUUUUGUCAGUUCUGGAAAAGGGGAGGAGGAAAGAUUGCCAGGAGGGCACUUACAGAAUUAAAAGCAGCCUAGAAUUCCUUAGUACCUUCAAACCUAACACAUUUAUUGUUGCCUUAGCUUUUUGCAAGCCAAGAUCUUAUUUCUUUGGAUGCAUGCAUUGUACCAUGUUGGUUUCAUAGUGCUUCAUGUACACCUGGUAUUGUAGUGACCCUUACUGUGAGCCUCCAAGGUAGACCUGUUUUAUUAUCCCCACAUGCUGGGGGAAGGGACAGUGGCCAUGGCUAGCACACAUAAUAAAAAGGUAAAGGACCCCUGGAUGGUUAAGUCCAGUCAAAGGUGACUAUGGGGUUGUGGCACUCAUCUCGCUUUCAGGCCGAGGGAGCCGGCGUUUGUUCACAGACAGCUUUCCAAGUCAUGUGGCCAGCAGGACAAAACCACUUCUCCCCCCACCCAUAAUUUUUAUUAAAUUUUUCCAAAUAUCUUAAACACAAUACAGCUUAACAAUAUUUCUCUAUAUCUUAUCUGAGUUAACUUCCCUCCACCCCUCUUCUGGCUUCUCUACAUUGCUCCUGCUUUAAGCGCGAUUACUAUAUAUACAUUCUAUAAGUGUCUAUAAUUCCUUAAUAAAUUUUUGUAUUAUACUUUAGACAUACAUUCCUUAUUACAAUACAACAUUACAUCUUGUGGUCUAACCAAAUGCUUACAAUAAAUGUUAUGAGUUUUAUUUCAGUCCUGUGAGUGUCUUUAUUUAUGUACAAUUUUCUCUUAAGUAUACCAUAAAUUUGGACCAUUCUUUUUGGAAUUUCUCAUCGUCCUGCUGUCGGAUUCUUCCAGUUAGCCUUGCUAUUUCCGCAUACUCCAAUACUUUCUGUUGCCAUUCUUCAAUUGUUGGGAUAUUCUGUUGUUUCAAUCUCUGUGCGAGGAGUAGUCUUCCUGUUGUUGUGGCAUACAGGAAGAAUUUCUGAUCCUCCUUUUUACUGUCCUCUCCAACCAGAGCGCAUGGAAACUCUGUUUACCUUCCUGCCACAGCGGUACUUAUUUAUCUACUUGCAUUGGUGUGCUUUUGACCUUCUAGGUUGGCAGGAGCUGGGACAGAGCAACAGGAACUCACCCCGUCAUGGGGAUUUGAACCGCUGACCCUCUGAUCGGCAAGCCCAAGAGGCUCAGUGGUUUAGACCGCAGCGCCACCCGCUGGGCCACCAUCUCAGGCUUUCUUUUGACAUGGGUGUGUGUGAACUUCCCCUUGUUUUACCUUAAAUUCCAGAGGCGUGUUGUCUUUCCCCCCAGCAAAAUGAAAUGUUUCUUGGCAAGCAAAAGCAUGCUCUUAGUGACGGAAAUGCAAGUCUUUGCCAGCCAAUAUGGAGUGACAUUACUGAGCCAGAUCGACCAGAAGUCUGAAUUGGUAUAAAGCAGCUCCUUGUGUGUCGUUUCCCCUUUUGUCUUUUCCUGUUAAUAAGGCCCAGUGAUAGGGAAGAUGACCCUGGGAAUAAAUUUGUUGUACUUGUCUCUUUCAGAGAGUGUAAUCGAAGGCAGCAAGUCAUUGCAGUGCUAAAUGAUUUGUACGUGGCUGUAUUUUUGCGCCUCUUCAACAUCUGGAAAGCACAACAAAAGACUAUUUCCGACUCUGGUUUUGUUCUAAAAGGUGGGCUGUUUUAGUCCUGUUCAAAAGAAAGAAAAUAUACAGUAUAAUAAUUCCUUGUUCCGUGCAUAUACGUUCCUUUAUGAGAGAGCUGAUUGCCAUGAUCAGACUCAUGUGCGGAGAUAAAUGUUUGUGUCAUUGAUUCUUGAAUAUGGUGCUGCAGGCAAAUGCUAUGUAUCAAUUUAUAACUGGGGAAAUAAAGCAAAUGUGCUGGCAUUUGUUGAAUUUGCAUAACUGAAGCUAGGUCUGACACCUAAUUAAAUAAAUUCUAGCUGAUUAAUCAGGUGUUUUAAUUAAUUAAAUAAAUCUGCCUAAGUUUGCAUAUUCCUUAUAGAAUUCCACAAUUCUUAUUGAGGAAAAGGAAAAGGUGGUAUAUAAAUGUAAUAAAUUAUAUGUGUGUGUGUACAGACACUCUCUGCAUGCACAGAAUUUCUGAGGUUUCAGCUGUACUUGCAUCUUCAAGCUAGUGCAUCUUCAAAGCUCCUGCCUUCUUUUAAAAAUCAGGACUCCAAAAUGUGAUUCUCGGAUUGCCAAAUGCUGCACCCAGUCCUGAAUUCUGUGUUUGUAAGAUGCAAUCAUGAACCUGCAGAACACUCCCCUGACCAUAGCUGCUUAAACUCCGAAGAGACUGGAAGAAUUUGGAAAGCUACUUUUUACUUGGCUUCUAGACUCCUCUCCAAAAUGUCAUUUUCAUAGCUGUGCAGGUUUGCAGUAGAUUUUCUCCAUGCUCUUCUUCAUAACUUUAUAAACCUUUACCCCGAUACCACCACCAACCCUGCACUUGGCUUAAAAAGCUCAAAAGUGGCCUUUCCUCACAGGGAAGGUGAGCUGGAAGUCAAAAUGGCUAGCCUUUUUCCAACCCAGGUGUCUUGACUUCUUCAGAGCAUGUUCCUACCAGAUACAGUGACACCUCGGGUUAAGAACUUAAUUCGCGCUGGAGGUUUGUUCUUAACCUGAAACUGUUCUUAACUUGAAGCACCACUUUAGCUAAUGGGGCCUCCCGCUGCUGCUGCGCUGCUGGAGCACAAUUUCUGUUCUCAUCCUGAAGCAAAGUUCUUAACCCGAGGUACUAUUUCUGGGUUAGCGGAGUCUGUGACCUGAAGCGUAUGUAACCCGAAGUACCACUGUAUCAUGUUUCUCUCUCUCUCUCUCUCUCUCUCUCUCUCUCUCUCUCUCUCUCUUUUUCUUUUUGCAGAAGUGGAAGCAUUUGCUAAAAGAAACCCGAAGCAGCUGCUGAGACAUUUGGAGACUUACAUGAACGGGAUUUCGCUUUCAGCAGGGGAAGACGGCUUUCAGGCCAACGCUUUCACCUCGGAGGUUCUCGGUUCGAACCUGAACUCUGUGAGAGCUGACAGUAAGGAGCUGAAUUUUACUGGAGUCGGUGACCUGCCGACGUCGGAGAGAGAGCAAGACAGCUGAUCCGGUCCCAGGGAAAUGGGAAAAGUCCUUGUACAUGAUAAGUCGACAAAGCCGGUUGAUAUGGUCUCUUAGUGGCUCUGUGGCCCGGCUGCAGAAAGGCUCACAGGGAGGGCUGAAGGUCUUGGAAUGCUGCUAAAGUAGAAGUGCGGGGGCUUCAGUUUGGGCCAGAGGCGCUAAGCAAGGUAUAGCGAGAGCCCCAGGGGUGGAGUCUGGGUUCAAGAGCAAACUGCUUCAGUUCCGCAACGAAGCAAUCUGGGCAGGAUCCAUUCAUCCCGGUUAGUAGCACUAAAGCUGUGAAGCUGACCUUUCUUUUGUUGCGGGAGUGUAUAUCUGAAUUUCCAAAUCCUCUCGCACACUGAAAAUAAAACGUUCUUCCGGUUCCCAAGGUUUGUUAGAGCUAAGAAACCUAUGUUUAUGCAUUGCUGAAUGCGAGCUAAUGUGAGCCUUGAGCUGCUGCAACCAGAGGCUACAAUUCCUUCAGUUAGGAUUUUUAUUAUUAUUAUUAUUAUUACUGGGGAACGUACGAGACACAAAGCUGUUGAAUCCUUUUUACUCCCGUCAACUGGGAAGCAUCGAUUUCUCAGUUGAUGUGCACCUGCUGUGACAUAUCAACCCACAGGAUGUGUAUGUGUGUGUGUGUCUUUUGUUUUUUUAAAUGGGAUUGUCAACAGGAACCACUGAAUGUGUACUGAAAUUGUGAGCACCCGACCUAUAUGCUAUUGAGGGUGGUCACAGACAACCAGCAACGACACAGUAGUUGUGUGAAAACGUACCAUAUGGCGGCUGCAACUGCAAGGUGAGGCAUUGUGUGGCUUUCAACCAUCUGGGAAACCCAGUGGUUACUACACCUCGGUUUUCCCGGAUGGCUGGGGUGGUGAGGAGGGAUGGUAGCAGUGGUACUACUAGGCUUACCAUAUGACUGGCUAACAUAUGAAUGACUCUUGUAACGUGGUGGAAACGGCCGCACUUUUCAGCAGCUGACAUGUGGUGCCCAGUGACUCAUUUUCACUCUGCGAUAAUCUCCUUCGGACGUCCUGUCCGGCGUACCAGCUGUAUUGUAUGCAAAGUUGUAGCCCUGGCUGAUACUGGGCUUUUCCAUUAAACUUACUACAAUCUUCAACCCUAAGCUAUGUGUCUGUUUUCUUCAUACCAUGACAUAAAAAGAAAAAAGAAAAAAGUAAAGGUCCUCUGGAUGGUUAAAGGCGACUAUGGGGUUGCGGUGCUUGUCCCGCUUUCAGGCCGAGGGUGCUGGAGUUUGACCACAGACAGCUUUCCGGGUCAUGUGGCCAGCAUGACUAAACUGCUUCUGGCGUAAUGGAACACCGUGAGGGAAACCAGAGCUCAUGGAAACGCCGCUUACCUUCCCGCCACAGUGGUACCUAUUUACCUACUUGCACUGGCGUGUUUUUGAACUGCUGGGUUGGCAGGAGCUGGGACAGAGCAACAGGAGUUCACCCCGUCAUGGGGAUUCAGACCACCGACCUUCUGAUUGGCAAGCCCAAGAGGCUCAGUGGUUUGGACCACAGCGCUGCCCAUGUCACCUUUGAGUUUAAAUAAACGUACUUAUAGAGGCACUGUGGGCUGCCACAUUGCUCACCAACUCUAUCUACCCCACCUGCAAGCCCCUGCCAACUUCCACCGUCCCUUUAUACCUCACCCAACCCCCUGCGACCCCUCACAACUCCUUUGUGUCCCUCCGUCAGGAUGGUGUCCAAAAUAUAAAAAGCCUAAAUGUAUUACCUACAAAGUUAUUUUUGUUUCAGUCAAUUCUGAAGGUUGGUUAGACAUUGUUUCAAUGCAUGGCAAAAUGAUAUUUCUAAAUAUAUUUGGCAAUGGAAAAAAUCAGAAAUAAAAUAUAAAAUAUUGAUAGAUGCAAAAGAGAGAGGUUUCUCUCUGCUGGAUAUGAGAUUAUACUAUGAAACAUCUCGUCUUUGUUGGUUGAAGGAAUGGAUGACAUUGGAGAAUUCACAUAUUUUAGACUUUGAAGGUCAUGAUAAUAUUUUCGGUUGGCACGCUUAUUUAUGGUAUGAAAAGGUGAAAGUACAUCAAGGAUUUACAAAUCAUAUAAUUAGGAAAAAGUUGUAUAGAGUAUAGGAUGAAUAUAAAAAUAUAUUAGAGGCAAAAACACCAUUUUGGCUCUCACCAUUGGAAGCUGUAGCGGUAAAGAAAAAGAAUAUGAUUGAAGGUGGACAACUUAUAGAAAGGAAAGUAUCAAAAGAAUUUUAGGAAUUAUCAGGAAAAUUAAUAACAUGGAUACAAUAUCAUUUGAACGAAGUAUUUAAGAAAGAUAGAAUACAAGGGAUAUCACAACUGGAGAGAGAUCUGUUGGAAUGAGAUGUAAAAGUGCUGUCUAAAAUGUAUAAGAUAUUGGAAUAGGAGACAAAGGAUAAGCAAAUAAAAUCAAUGAUACAUUGGGCAAUAAAUACUGGUCAUAAUAUAGAUAGGGAAGCAUGGGAACGUGUCAGGGAACUGCCAUCGGAAGGAAGGGAGGUGAAAGGACUCAGACAGGUUGGAAGAGACUCAGCAGCGGAAGAGGGAACCAGCAAGGGGAGAGAAGCUGAACUGAGGGAGGUGAAAGGGCUCAAACAGGUUGGAAGAGACUCAGCAGCUGAAGAGGAAACCAGCAGGGGGAGAAGCUGAACUGAGGGAAAGGGAGCUGGGGGAUGGCUCAGAGAGACUUCCAGCGAAAACAGUGGUGAGGUUUCCGGACCUCCUGUUGGGACACCCACUCCUCGCCGGAAACUGUCACGCAGAGAGUCCAGAAGACGUGUUUCCGUUAAGGAGCUUUUAUGUUGGAAGCGAUUACGAAAGCAGCCACUGUCGGAAUCUUCUAGUGACUAGAGGAGCCAUGUCAGAGGGGCUCAGUCACAGACAGAGGUUUGUGGACUUGAACAAACUCUGAGGGAAUACGAUUUUACGCACAAGCAGCUCAUCUUCCCAUCACAGAACGAUUGUGGAAUAUGGAUAUAAAAUUUACAGAUUAUUGUCUAAGAGAAAAUUAUAUGAAAAUGCUAUAUUGAUGGUACCUAAUACCGAGUAAAUUGGCAAAAAUGUAUAAAUCAAAAUCAAAUAAAUGUUGGAAAUGUAAAGAGUAAGAAGGUUCUUUUCAUCAAAUGUGGUGGUCUUGUGGUACGGUUAAAGCUUACUGGGAAAUGAUAUUCAUUAUACAGUGGUACCUCGAUUUUCGAAUGAUUCCGUUGACGGACAUUUCGGUUUACGAAUGCCUUAAAUGCUUUAGUUUUCGGACAUGCCUCAAAAGUCGAACAUGCCACAUGGCUUCUGUAUUGAGUUUUCCAUAUUGAGGCUUCCAUAUUGAGUAUGUGGUUUGCAAAUGUUUCAGAACUCGAACAGUCUUCCGGAACAGAUUACGUUAAAAAACCAAGGUACCACUGUAUAAUGAAUUGAAAAAUAUGUUUAAAAUAAUGUUUGUAAAAGAACCCAGAAGCCUUCCUUUUGGGAAUUAUAGGGACAGAACUACCCAAACUGUAUAGAAAUUUAUUCAUGUAUGUGACUACAGUGGCAAGAUUGUUACUUGCUGAAAAAUGGAAAGAAGUCCCAGCGAAAGAAGAACGGAUACAAAAACUUAACGGAAUAUACAGAAAUGGCAAAAAUUACGGAAAAAUAAGAAAUCAAGAUAACAAGCUUCUUAUAAAAGAAUGGAAAUGGUUUAUUGAAUAUUUACAAAAAAAACCCCAGUAAACAGAUAAGAACAUUGGCAGGAUUGUUGUAAUAACCUGCAGAUUUAUAGGAGUAUAUAUUUAAAGUAGAUGAAUAAAUGAGUAAAUUAAGUUAAUUUGGAAUAUUCAGAAAAUAUAAAAAAGAAAUUUAUAUAUAAAACAUAAAUGCACAGUGUUGCACACUGGAGGGGUUGUUUUGGGGGAGAUUUGCUUGGGAUCAGAUGGUACUGCAAACUUCAGUAUUGCAUGCAAGCUUUUGAAUGACACUUUGGUACAAGGCUGAUCAGACCCAGAGCCUUAUCGUGCUAACAGGCCUUGCUGUUAGUAUAUAAUAGACCCAUAUUCUUAUCUCUGAUGUUGCAUAAAGAAAGUUUUCUCCAUACUAACUUCUUCCAGGAGGAAACAGAAUUAAUAAACGAACAGUUGCAACACUUGUGUGAGGGACGUCUCCUCCAAAUCUAUUCCUGUGGCAUGGCCACACUUCUUCCAUUUCUCAAAGGGAGCCCUGAAACAGUGUGAUCUCUGAUCCAGUUGCCUGCCCUGCCCUUACAUUACGUGAAUAAUUUCUGCAGCCUCUGUAGUACAGUACAGUCGGCUCGCAGCCUACACAGAGAUUACGUUCUGGGGAUUGUGCCUAAAGCCAAAAUAGUGUACAGUGGUACCUCGGUUUACGAACUAAAUCCGUUCGGGAAGUCCGUUCUUAAACCGAAACUGUUCUUAAACCGAGGCGUGCUUUCCCUAAUAAGGCCUUCCGCCGCCAGUGCCCUUCCACUCUUCGGUUUCCGUUCAUAGACCGAGGUAAAGUUCGCUGACCAAAACACUACACCAGAACUACUGCGGAGUUCGUAUACCGAAUAGUUUGUAAACAGAGCUGUUCUUAAACCGAGGUACCACUGUAUAGUCAAAACACACUGGGUGCAAUGGCAGGUGGGAUUGCCAAAGUCUCUAUUCCUGGAUGUCCACCUACUUGUAAACUACUUUUUUUUGCCGAUCAUGUAAAGCUGAAAGUUGUGAGCUUGCUGCAUUGUAGCUUCUGCACUUGGACCAUCCACCCCUGCUUAUUCUUCAAGCGUCUCUGACUGUUCCUUGUUGCUGGUUAUUUUUUCCUGAAGCCUGCAUAUGCACAACUCUACUCAGGCUCAGCCUAUUGUAUGCGCACAUAUGCUUUCAUCCUGCAAAAGGGCGCUUUUGUGCCUCUUAGGUUUUAUUCCAGUUUUUUCUUAAGCACGCAGUUGUGGCAGGAACAAGUGAGAUCUGCAACAAAAUUUUGUUGUGCAUAGUGCCGGCCAUGUCCUUUUCCAGGAGACUCCCAACUGGAGGCAGAGCAUAGCCAUCAAAGCUAGUAGCCAUUGACAGCUUCCCAUAAGCUUGCCCGAUUUUUGAACACCAUCCAAGGUUGCGACCAUCGCUGCCUCUUGUGGGAGUGAGUUCCACAGUUUAUCUUCGCGCUGCUGUAAGACCCUUUCAGGAGUCUUCAUUAUGCCCUCUGAACUCACUCCAGGCCACACCCUGUACCAGCCUAGCAUUGCACCUUCGUUGAGUAUUUUGGUCUGUGUUUGAAGUCCCAUGAUAGUGUUCCUUGUUUGCCUGGAUGGAGUGGGUGGAUAUACAGUGGUACCUCGCAAGACGAAUGCCUCGCAAGACGAAAAACUCGCAAGACGAAAGAGUUUUUCGUUUUUUGAGUUGCUUCGCAAGACGAAUUUCCCUAUGGGCUUGCUUCACAAGACGAAAACGUCUUGCAAGUUUGUUUCCUUUUGGAUUUUCAAUGCAUUCCUAUGGGAAACCGUGCUUCGCAAGACGAAAAAACUCGCAGAAUGAAUUAAUUUCGUCUUGCGAGGCACCACUGUAAUAGAAACCUACGACUUGUGUGGCAGGAAUGCAAUUGCCAUACAAAGGUAAGAGUCACCCCCAUUGCUCUGCCCAUUUUUGCUUCUGGACUCACCUGUCCAUAGCAUGUGGCCCCCAAGAAGGUUCAAUGCGGCCCUUGGUCUCCAAAAGGGUUUCCAUUGCUGCUUUACCAAAAAGCGCAGGGAAGGUAUAUUUAAACCUUUUUUUGGCAAAUGCUCUUAAUUUUUAAACAGCUUAUGUGAUCUCAAGAUUCCCGGUUUCUUACCGGAACUAGAUAAUUGCAGUGUUAUUGCAGAAAAACAGCUGUGCAAUGCUCUGUGAAGGAAAAGGGAUGAGUAGAAAGACUUCUUCCGUUGCCCGUGAUUGCACAUGACUGUAUUUGAUUGAUCUGGCUUUCUAUUCUGUGGUCUCAGAACACAUUGUUCACAAUCUAUUAUGAAACACAAAAGAGAAGAGAUGAAGUACAUUAUUAUUUAUUCUACGAUAAACAACAACACCCAAGGAAAACCUUGAAAUCUCAGCCAAGUGACAACAUCUCUCACCCCACACCUAGUGCAGAUGUUUUGUCUCAGAAGAAGCUAAGGAAAUGGGGCUUUGAAAUAUCGCAAGAUAUUUCCACCUGAACCGUUCCCCCUCCUGAUCUUCCCUGUUCACACACACAUAAGAAGAUUGUACGGCAAUGUUUCCUCCCUCUAGUGCAAAGGGCGCAUUCCCCCAGACUUGGAGAAGCCUCAUUAGGAGCAGAUGUGCUUGGCCUCUGGUGCUGCUGAGAAUAUUCCUUUGUACUGAGAUGACUCCAUCAUCUCAAUACGGAAAGGCAAGACUGCUGGGAACGGGGCACUGUCAGUGUUGUGUUGACUGCCUGAUCAGGACUCAGUGUUUGGAUAACGAUUGCAGGGGGGCUGGCUGCGAAUGCCUUCCCCCAAUUGGCUGCCCUUUGUGAUCUCAGUAAGCAUCUAUGGAGCAGUCAGCCCCCCUUCCCCGAGUGCCUUGGCUCCCGUGUAGCCUUUAGAGGGGCCUGGAAUCUGGAUCGGAGGCUACUGUGUUGUUGGUGUCACUGCCUUGGAGCUACUGCAUAUUGAUGAGGGAGGCUGAGCCCACAGCUUUUUCGAGCUCUGCAGAGAAGGGAGGCAGUGGAGUGGCUGGGAAUAGCACUGUUCCUGGACAGGCAGGCAGGCGGGCAGGCAGGCAGCUGCCAGCAGGCUCUCCUAAUAAUUUUUGGUUUUCUCCCUGUCUCCUCCUCUUCCUCCUCUCCUUUCUGUCAUCUGGACCCAUCAGAUGGGAUGUUGAGCUAAGAGCAGAGUUGCUGCCACACUCAGGUGUGUAUUUGUGGACAUUGGGGUCGGGUGGGAUGGGGGAAGGUCGGGAUAAUGCUGGAGAUAGUGCUCAUGUGCCAGGGCUUCUAAGCAGCCCUUUUCUAUUGUCUGAUGCAAAAGGCCCGGCCAACGGCAUACUGCAUUUCCGAAGCUGGAGGUGACAGCUUUGCCGCUUGGAUGGAACAACAUUGCUGCUUGGGAAGGGAGGGAGCCGAACAAUUGCAUAUGUGCACAUGCACAGCUGUGCUUGUCGGACUAAGGAGAAAGCAGUGCGUGCGCCUGAAGAUUGCUUGCUUGUUUGGAAAGAGAGAAGAGGUUUCUGCAUUCGUGUAUAUGGUGUGAGAGGAGUUGUGUGUACAGGUGGGUAAUCUGUGUGCAUGUGUGCGCACAGGAGGCUGACUGGGACCCUGAGCAAAGGGACUGGGAGAUGUGACCGGGUGUACUUUGCACGAGACAAAGAGGAUUGCGUUGGAGGGGAAUUGCAAAGAAACAAAAACAAAAAAACCCGCCCAUGCUUCUGCUACCAAGGCAAUGGAGGUUCUGUUUACAAGACUGCAUGUAAGAGGGGGGUUCUUUUUGUGGAUGCUCCUUGACAUUUAGGCAGUCAGGGGAGAUGGUGGAUAUAUACAGGGCGUCUGGCUCGUAGCAUCGCUGAGCAUGUGUGGGGAAUGGGGAACUGCUGUAGUUUUCCUCCAGCGUUGGGAAGGGAGCUGCAAUGCCCUGCUAGCGAAGUGUGUUUUGUGGUGCAGCUAAGGAAGAAAAGCAAGUUUGUGUGGUGUGCAGAGACGGGCGUUGCUGGCGUGUUUUGUGGCAGGAGGGUGUUCCCGUGGGCAGGCAAGGGGAGGCAGGUUGUGUCUCUUUACCGAAGGAUGCUGUGUAGGCAAAAAGGAAGGGGCAUGGGGCAUGGCUUGCGGUGCUCAUGCGUUUUCCAAGAUCAGCAUCGGGAAAGGGCUUUGUUAUGUAUCUGCGUUGCUUGGCUGGCUCACGAAACAAGGUGACCUCUUGUACUCUGUGACCCUGGACAUAUUCCCGGGAGAGGCCUCUAUAUUCUGCAAGGAGAGCACAUUUGGAGAGGUGGUCUGGGGAUGACGGGACAAUAGAGCACAAAGCACCCACCUCACAUCUCGACCUCUGGGCCUGACACCCAACAUUUACAGAGCAUGCGCCUUACAGAGCGGUCCAAUCGACUGGGUGGUGUUGGGUGGCAUGGCCGGGCUAAUGUAGUAGCCAUCGUGUCACAAACUGGGAGACUUGAGGCCUGUUUCCCAGUUCCUGCUUUGUAUGAUGGGAAUAACGGUGAUGGACCUUGCAGGUUUGUUGUGGCAAUCAAAAAGUUAUGGGGGGGGGCAGACAGCCCCGGAUACAUCAAGUGCCUCUCUUUUAUCAGGGAUACUCCCUGUUUUCCGGUAGUACCCUCCCCUGGAAAUUUACCUUCCCUACUUUUUGUCCUAGUUGUUUUUUUGUUUACUUUUUUAGGGUUGCUAAAAAAUUUCAUGUAAAUUUCUAGAGUUGUAAUUCUUCAGAGUUCAGCUCCCUCCCCAGAGACCUCAAAAGUUAAACUUCCUGUUUGGGGGGGGGAGUGGAAACAUAAAUGGGACACAAACAUUAAAGCAUCAUGCAGUAUGCCAGCUAUCAUUCACUAUCCUGCAGUUGUCAAGGUAUAUUUUGAACUGUCACUGAGCUGCUGUAGUUUCAUGGAUAUAUUUCUCUCUCCGACCCCCCAGCAUAUCUAGGGGAAAUUGAUGCAGCAUUUAACUGAUGGAGUAGAAUCUCCUGCAAGGCGAAACUGGCAGAGAGGGAACUCAACUUGGUGUGAGAGUAGGAUGAUAAAAACAUGCCCCUGGCUGGGUCUAUGAAAUGUUGGAGGGGGAAGGGUGACGCCCAGUCUUAACUACAUGCCCACUGACAUUUUCUGAUUUGAGUUGCAAAAAAAUGGCGACUGUUGUAUUUCAGCAAGCUUAGGGGAUGAACUUUGCUCACAGUGGGUUGGCUGAUGAUUGUAUUUGAGGCCUGCAUGGAAUUUUCCUCCAGGCCCAGGAGGUUGGGCAGGCCCAUUGCCUUCCCUUGUAGUAGCACGUGGCUGGGCUUGCUUGCAUGAGUCAUCUGGAAGCGUUUUUCUUAAGAGUAGCAUCAUGCAGAGUGUUGGCUCUCUGUGAUAUAAGUAACACUGGGAGCGAAGUCAGUUCUGUGUUGUCUGAACUGAGUGUCUGUGGAUGUGUAGGGCUACAGGCACAUAUGUGGAGUUGAUAGGGACUGAACCCGGAGCCCUCGUUCAUGCAAAGCAGAUGCUCUCUCUCUCUCUCUCUCUCUCUCUCUCUCUCUCUCUCUCUCUCUCUCGGCUAUGGCCUUUCCUCCACCGCAGCAUUACCAAGUUGUAAGUUUGACAGCAAGAGCUCUAAAUGGGUGGAUAUCGAGGAGGGUGUGGCAAGGAACUGGACCAGGGCUGGCUUCAGACUUCUAGGAAGGGGAACUUGGGCAAAAUAUCCCCAGUGGGUUCCCAUCUCUGACUGUUGCCUCCCUUCUUGCUGUGAGUUUACGAUACGAUACUAUACAAUACGAUACAAUACGAUAUCUUUAUUGUCAUUGUCUCAUACAGAACAACGAAAUUGAAAAAAAUCUACACCAGACAUUCAAAAACCAACAAGCCUGCUAUCCCAGCUAUCCUAGCCUGGUUAACCCCCUAAAAACUCUGAAUUAAAUACAAUAUACUCCCACAGAGACUACCUUCCACUGCGUUUAAAACCAAAAUUGCAUUUGGAUAGAAACUGUUUCUCAGGCGGCUAGUCUUAGUCUUCCAGAAGGCAGAAACUGAAAGAACCUGCCAUUUCCUCGACAGCUACAACAAUGGUACCUUGGUUGUUGAAUGGCUUAGCUCCCAAACAAAUCAGCUCUUGAAUGCCGCAAACCCGGAAGUAAGUGUUCUGGUUUGUGAACGUUUUUUGGAAGCGAAACAUCCAGUGUGGCUUCUGUGGCUUCCGAUUGAGUGCACGAAGCUCCCGCAGUCAAUUGGAAGCUGUGCCUUGGUUUUUGAACAGUUCUGGGAGUCGAACGCAGAGACGUAGCUAGCUGCUUUGGCACCCGGAGCGGCGGAGGCAGGGUGAUCUGCCCACGGGGGCAGGGCGAUCCCUCCGCGGUGUGCCAUUUUGUCAUCUCCUCAGGGUUGACACCCAGCGUGGGCUGCACCCCCCGCACCCCCCUUCCUAUGCCCCUGGUCAAACGGACUCCUGGAACCGAUUAAGUUCGACAACCAAGAUGCUGCACAUCUUUCUAUUUCUGCCAGCUGUUCCCUUGCCAGGAGGCAGCCAGCAAGCACCUAGGCAUUAGCAAUGGUGCGAAAGAGGAGCAGAAAGUGGGGGGGGGGAUGUGAGUAUGAGCCCCUGACAAAGGCAUGAGCCUCAGCCUGGAUGUUCCAACUUCUGGCACCAAACCUGGGUUGGACUAGAUCACUAGUGUGGAACCUCUGGCCUGGGUCUAAAAGUGGCCCUCCAGGCCUGUCUGUUUGGCCCUUGGAAAUCUCUCCAGGCUGCACCCCUUCACCCCAGCCCAAAGGCCUCUCUGGCUCUGCUUUACAACCCUAGCACUUUUGUCAGGCUGGAUUGUGUCCCAGAACUCUGAAAAUGCCUCUUCCAUUCUGGGAUGGAGCGUAGAGAGGGGUAUGAUGCUUGCUUUUGCUUGGCAACAUCUGGAGGGCCCAAAAUCCCCACACCUGAACCUGCAUAGGGUUUGGAAACUUCAGCUGGUGCAGAAUUCAGUGGCCAGCUUGCUCACCGGAGCAUGACGGUUUGAGCAUAUUACACCCAUCCUGGUCCAACUGCACUGGCUACCGAUUAGUUUCCGGGCCCAAUUCAAAGUGCUGGUUUGGACCUAUAAAGCCUUAAAUGGCUCAGGACCACAAUACCUCAGGGACUGCCUCUUCCCAUAUGAACCUACCCAGUCCCCGAGAUCAUCUUCUGAGCCCCCCCUCUUCGUGUACCUCCACGAGAGGUCAGAAGGGUGGCAACACGAGAAUGGGCCUUCUCUGUGGUGGCUCCCCGUCUGUGGAAUGCUCUCCCCAGGGAAGUUCGCCUGGCGCCUUCACUAAACACCUUUAGGUGAAAGGCAAAAACGUUCCUUUUCAACCAGGCCUUUAAAAUGCUGGCUCUUUUGGGGUUUUUUUAUUGGGUUGUUGGUUUUGUUUUGAUUUUAUGUAUUUGAUAUUUUAUGUGAACCGCCCUGAGACCUUUGGGUAUAGGGCAGUAUAGAAAUUAUACAUACAUACAUACAUACAUACAUACAUAAUAAAUAAAUAAUAAAUACAUACAUAAAUAAUAAAAAAAUGUCUGGCAGUGCCUCUCUGAGAUUUCAGACUGGAUUUUGGCCCUACCUGGAAAUGCAGGGAUUCGAACCCGUGACCUGCUUGCUAAGCAGAUGCUCUCUCGCUCUCUCCCUCUCUCAGUACUUGGGAGCUUGUCAAAAUGAAAAGCAGGGAGGAACCGGUGGCGAUUUCAUGGAAAUAUUUCCCGCUUUCCGCUUAUCUUUUGACUUCCACCUUCAGUUUGCUUCUGUCGCAUCGCCUUGGGCCAAAGGGAAUUUGAGCAGUGAAAUGAAGCAGCGCAUCGGAAGCCCCGCUUCUGCUCCGCUGCCUGCCCAGAAGCCAUGUGUCCCCUUGGAAUUGGAGGUCAUUCCUGCUACUGGCGAGUUAUGGGAAUUCAAGACGAAGGUAGAUAAAAUUAAAGAUCAAGGGGCCAGGAAGGUCAGUGGCCAGGGGUGGGGAGGGAGCUGAGGAUGUCUUGGCCUCUAUGCAUAACAGAGGUGAACAGACAAAAACUCUUUCUCUCUCUCUGCCCCCACCCCCGCCCUCCUAGCUGUUGGCAGGAGCUGUGUGAAAGACUUCAGGACUGGAAUAAUAAAGGUUUCUGAUGCAAGGCAGAGAAUAGCUAUUGUUGCGGGUGGGCUGGAAGGGGAACAAGACAUGGAGCGGUAUUACGGAUUAGGAUGCAGGUGUCUUGGCACAGAGCCUUUUGUAAUAAUAAACACUUGGCUGAAGCGAACUCCUGAAUGCCUUCCAAGCACAUUUUCCCCCCUCAAAGAAUUCUGGGUGCUGUCGUUUGCUAAGGAUUGCUGGGAACAGUAACCCUGCGAGGGGUAAACUUCAGUCUCCAGAACUCUUUCUUGGAAAUACAGUGGUACCUCGGGUUACAUACGCUUCAGGUUACAGACUCCACUAACCCAGAAAUAGUACCUCGGGUUAAGUACUUUACUUCAGGAUGAGAACAGAAAUUGUGCUCCGCCGGCGUGGCAGCAGUGGGAGGCCCCAUUAGCUAAAGUGUGCUUCAGGUUAAGAACAGUUUCAGGUUAAGUACGGACCUCUGGAACGAAUUAAGUACUUAACCCGAGGUACCACUGUAAGGUCCAUCAAAUGUGCAGCGUGAAUGGACUGUGGUCCUUUACACGCUUCCCUGCAAUAAGUUCCAUUAAGUUUAGAGGGACUUGCCUCUGUUUAAGUCCCUCUAAACCAGCCUGUCUCAACCUGUGGGUCCCCAGAUGUUGUUGAACUACAACUCCCAUCACCCCUAGCUAGCAAGGCCAGAGCUCAGGGAUGGUGGGAGUUGUAGUCCAACAACAUCUGGGGACCCACAGGUUGAGAACCACUGCUCUUAACUGAAUUCUAAAAAGGAAAAACUUGGACUCAGGAGGAGGAAGUUGGCAGCCAGGCCUACCUACUGAGGUGGUUGUAAGAAAGGAGUAACAAAGGUCGGAGGUGUCUGGGAGCGGACUGAUGUUAGUAGAGCAGUGCCCUGUUUGCCUCUGGUAGACAGGUGUGGGAUUUAUAAGAAGAAGAGUUUGGAUAUGAUAUCCCGCUUUAUCACUACCCUAAGGAGUCUCCAAGAGGCUAACAUUCUCCAUUUCCUCCCUCCCUCACAACAAACACUCUGUGAGGUGAGUGAGGUUGAGAGACUUCAGAGAAGUGUGACUAACCCAAGGUCACCCAGCAGCUGCAUGUGGAGGAGAGGGGAAUCAAACCCGGUUCACCAGAUUACGAGUCCACCGCUCUUAACCACUACACCACACUGGCUCUAUAAUGUAUACUGCUUUGAGAGUUUUGUGACGAAGCAGUCUACAAAUCUUCCUCUCUCUCUCUCUCUCUUAAAAAUGUCAGUCUGACUAAUGCUACUUGAUCUGUCCUAGCAAGCUUACAAUGUUCCCAUCCUUGGUCCAAAGUAGAAAUAGCUGAAUAUGUCACUUUCGGUUUCUCUUAAGUUUCUCAUCUCUCCCCCUUUCCUGCCACCCCACAAUUUUAGGUUCAGUUCUCCACAUUUCCACAUCGGUUUAUGUGUGUUUUUAGUAGUGUGCGUGAAAAUUCAUCAGCAUUUUUGUGUGAAUGAGACUUCAUCUCUGGGUCGUGGGUUCGAUCCCAACGUUGGGCAAAAGAUUCCUUCACUGCAGAGGGUUGGUCUAGAGGACCCUCAUGGUCCCCUUCCAACUCUGCAGUUCUAUUAUUCUCUUGCCAUUUCCCCUAAUAUGUACAUUUUUGCAAGGGAAUUCCCCCCCAAUUUUUGUAUUUUGUUUCUACUCAUAUAUGCAUUCAUGUGCACACCAAACCCUUUAGUACAUGGGUAGGCAAACUAAGGCCCGGGGGCCAGAUCUGGCCCAAUUGCCUUCUAAAUCCGGCCUGCGGACGGUCCGGGAAUCAGGGUGUUUUUACAUGAGGAGAAUGUGUCCUUUUAUUUAAAAUGCAUCUCUGGGUUAUUUGUGGGGCAUAGAAAUUCGUCCAUUUCCCCCCUCCAAAAUAUAGUCCAGCCCCCCACAAGGUCUGAGGGACAGUGAACCGGCCCCCUGCUGAAAAAGUUUGCUGACCCCUGCUUUAGCAUAUGCAUUUUUGUACACAUUACUCGGCAUUGCAAAAUUCAGAGAAGUGCAAAUUUGAAGGCUGGAUUGUGUUUCAGUCCACGUCUUGUUUUGGGAAGUGUGAAUUAGGUAAAGGUAAAGGGACCCCUGACCAUUAGGUCCAGUCAUGGCAGACUCUGGGGUUGCGGCGCUCAUCUCGCUUUGUUGGCCGAGGGAGCCGGCGUACAGCUUCUGGGUCAUGUGGCCAUCAUGACUAAUCCGCUUCUGGCGAAACGCCGUUUACCUUCCCGCCAGAGCGGUACCUAAUUAUCUAUUUGCACUUUUACAUGUUUUUGAACUGCUAGGUUGGCAGGAGCUGGGACCGAGCAACGGGAGCUCACCCCGUCGCGGGGAUUCGAACCGCCGACCUUCUGAUCGGCAAGUCCUAGGCUCUGUGGUUUAACCCACGGUGCCACCCGCGUCCCUUUGUGAAUUAGGUAGGCUUGCCUUUAAAUGGGAUCUGAAUCUUAUUUUCUCUCCCACUCCUAGUCUGAGGCCUGGUCUGGAAGUAGAAAGCCCAUAUGCGCACCACUCUGAGCUAUAGGCGUCAAAUAAUAAAGCAUUUACCAUCCCCAUGUGCUCAGCUUUCAGGAUAGCUGUGGAAUGCUUUAAAAUGACAUGCAGAUCCCCUCCCCAAAUGGCAGCAACAGUUGCUUCUUUGUGCUGCGCGGGGUUGUCACAGAAACGGAGCGACGGUCAAAUGAUUCUUCGCAUUUGUAAUGGCUUUUGUGACAAUGGAGAAGAGUUAACCCAGAAGAGCUUGGGCUGCUGUCUGCCCACCAGCAACCACGGCUAGAUGGAAACAGCAGGCAAAUGGGCAGCUUUCUUUUAGAUCGGAGAAGGAGGCCUGAUCUUUGGCUGCAUCCCAUGUUGCUGCAAUGAACUCAUUUUAAAGGUUGUAAUAUCCAAAGUGCUUAACAGCACACUUUUGAAACCGAGUUGGUUCAGAUUGGGUGACGAGGCAAAAAUGUAGCAAAUUAAAGCAGGAUAUUUAGAAGCAAGAGAUGCGGGUGCUGCUGUGGGUUAAACCAGAGCCUAGGACUUGCCGAUCAGAAGGUUGGCGGUUUGAAUCCCCACGACAGGGUGAGCUCCUGUUGCUCGGUCCCUGCUCCUGCCAACCUAACAGUUCGAAAGCACGUCAAAGUGCAAGUAGAUAAAUAGGUACCGCUCCGGCGGGAAGGUAAACGGCGUUUCUGUGCGCUGCUCUGGUUCGCCAGAAGCGGCUUAGUCAUGCUGGCCACAUGACCCGGAAGCUGUACGCCGGCUCCCUCGGCCAAUAAAGCGAGAUGAGCGUCGCAACCCUAGAGUCGGCCACAACUGGACCCAAUGGUCAUUUAGAAGCAAGCUGAGCGAUUGCUGGAGUAAUAUCCUUUAUGGACCAUGUUGUUGUUGUUGUUUUAAUCCUGGCAGGCCAGGGACUGAGGUGAAAGCUGUCCUGCUGGAUCUCUCAGAGGCCUUUGACACCAUUGGUCAUGACAAUCCUUCUGGACCGUCUAGAGGAGCUGGGAGCUGGGGGCACUGUUGUACAGUGGUUCCGCUCCUUCCUCCUGGGCCGUGUCCAGAAAGUGGUGUUGUGGAAUGAGUGUUCAGACCCCUGGGCUCUCACUUGUGGGGUACCUCUCCCCCAUGAUUUUUAACAUCUACAUGAAACCGCUGGGAGAGAUCAUCCGGGGGUUUGGGCUGGGUGUUCAUCAGUAUGCGGAUGAUACCCAGCUCUACCUCUCUUUCAAAUCAGAACCAGUGAAGUCGGUGAAGGUCCUGUGUGAGUGUCUGGAGGCGGCUGGAGGAUGGAUGGCAGCUAACAGAUUGAGGCAGAAGUACUGUUUUGGGGAGAUGGGGCGGGAAAUGCCUUCUGGGUUGUCUGGGUCUUAACCCAUUGUAAUCCUAGUGUUUAUACCAACACAGCACUAGGGAGUUGAGGUCCUCCUUAUUUGCUGCUGUUGCAGAAAUGCUCCAUCCUAGUUACCCUAGAGAGUAACUCAUUUCUGAUGCUACAAUGAAACAUGCCUAUGGCUGUAGGGCUGUUCUUGCAUCGUUGAAUGUCUACUGCUAUUGGCUCAUUAAUGUCCUUUCUGUUCCAGAAGUCUCCCCUCUUCCAUUAGGCUACCUAAGAUGGAAGCCCCUCUGGUAAGCCUGGAUGAAGAGUUUGAAGAUCUGAGGCCGUGCUACAUUGAAGACCGGGAAGAGAAAUCUCAUUAUUUUUAUGGCUCCUCUCCUCGGCAUUUGGAAGACCCCUCCCUUUCUGAGCUUGAGAACUUCUCCUCUGAGAUCAUCAGCUUCAAGUCCAUGGAAGAUUUGGUCAAUGAAUUUGACGAGAAGCUCAAUGUCUGCUUUCGGAAUUACAAUGCCAAAACUGAAAACUUGGCCCCUGUGAAAAACCAGCUCCAGAUACAAGAAGAGGAGGAAAACCUGCAGGAUGAGGAGUAAGUAGAUCAAUGGUCAGCUGUAGAAAGUUAAGUAUAUGUAUGGAAGUAAAUAGUGUCAGCAGUAAGCUCUUAUUUAGGAAAAAGAAACUCUACUAUUUUCCCAUCCCUCCAAAGUAAACUCUUGAGGGAACCUGUUUCAUUUUGAUUCUCUGCAGAAUCUGGAGUUGCACAACACUGACUGGCUAGCCUCUACAUCAGUCACAUAAAACCACUUCUUCAAUUCUCAAGUGCUGGUUGGUUGGCCCUUGGCCAUCACUCCCCGCUCUUCAUAGAGCAGAUUUGUAAACAUAAAAACCCAAACUUCCAAAAGAAGAGAGAAGAAAGUGCCAUACCACAAGGCCAAGGAAACCUUUUUGCUCUUGAAGGCCGCAGACAGGCAUUGUGCAGGGCUAAAACCCAAAGUUGGCAAGUUGAUGCUCUCUCUCUCUUUCUCUCUCUGCCACUCCCUUUUCUUUCUUUCCCUCUGCUUCCCGUGCUUUUGCUCUCUAAUUUAAAUCAGGUUCUUGAUCUCUACUGUAUUGCCUUAUUUAUUUACUGAAAGUCCCUUCUUGCCUGCAUUCAGGCCAUGCUGCCCUUGCAAGGUACUUUGUAAGAAGUUUGGAAAACACCUAAAGACGUCAUUAGAAAUAUUUCAUUUCAUUUUUAGUUUUCCCUCCCCACCCACCCACUGCUUCAAGUCCCUUUAAAUAGAAAUGCAGUACAAGAAACGCAGGAAAAUGCAGGGCAGAACCGCCCUCCCAAUACUGAUACAGCUGUGGAUGGCAGGACUGUGAUAGGGCAGGUCGACAGGGGCUUGUGGUGUGCAGAUGCCACAACAGGUGCCCCAGGUUGGCUUAGUUGAUGCCUUUGUGCAGGCCUGAACUCUCUGCCUCUGCUAUGUCCAAGUAAGCUUCACGAUGCCAGGGUUGAGAAGGGUGUUGAGAGGGUGACCUUGUGCCACAACACCAGUCACCACUGAAAAAGACUAAUAGUAACAACAAGAACAUAAAUAUGGGCUUUAAUUGCUGUUGGCCUGAUGCAGCCAGGGAAAGUUGCCUGGGAACUCUGGUAGCUGUAGUUCUGGAGGUGGCUGGAGGAGCCAGACACUUAUUAUAUGAAAAAGCAGCAUAUAUUUGAAGGAUGUCAAAGGACAGUCCUGUGUCCGAAGGAGUUUGCUGUUAAUGGGCUGUUUGGUCCAAGUCUGGGUGGUGAAGUUUUGAAGGUUAAAGGACCACAAGAAGGUGCUUUGAAGUUGCCUAUCAAGAGUUAGCACCAUGAUCUUCUGCACUGUGGAGAGAGGUGUUGCAUUUCCGUUGAAAUUAUUAGCUGCUCCUAACUUUCCAUUUGUGCACAUAUAUAUUAGCAAAUGCAAAUAUAUUGGUGGCCUGUUCUUAUAUGAUGUGAUUGAAUCCUUUCCUAUAUUCCUCACAUCCACAACAUCAGAAGAGGUGAGCAUUCCUGGAAACAGCCUGGUUCAGAAGCAGCAAACUUGAGCUAAUAAGCAAGGACAUUGCACCUGAAAUGGGACCAUACCUGAGAGGUCCAUGGGUGAUUUCCAUAGCUCUUACUCAGUGGUUUUUUCCCCAGCCGGAAAUCACUGGAACUUAGUUCUGGCACCUCUCAAGUGGGCGCCAUUGCCAUUGUACGAGAACGAGGGAGGUGAGUUUCAGCACCUCUUUUUCUUCGAACACAACCCUGUUCUUACUUCAGAAAAGGGUUGCUGUUUUUGUUUUUAUUAGGUAUUUUGUAGUUUCAUAUCUUGCUUUUAUUUUGUGAACUGCCCUGAGACCCCCGGGUAUAGGGUGGUAUAUAAAUUCAAUAAAUAAUAAUAGUACAGUGGUACCUCAGGUUAAGUACUUAAAUUGUUCCGGCGGUCCGUUCUUAACCUGAAACUGUUCUUAACCUGAAGCACCACUUUAGCUAAUGGGGCCUCCCGCUGCCGCCGCGCCACCGGAGCACAAUUUCUGUUCUUAUCCUGCAAUAAAGUUCUUAACCUGAAGCACUAUUUCUGGGUUAGCGGAGUCUGUAACCUGAAGCGUAUGUAACCUGAAGUGUAUGUAACCCGAGGUACCACUGUAAUAAUAAUAAUAAUAAUAAUAAUAAUAAUAAUAAUAAUAAUACAGUGGUAAUAAUAAUUUAUUAUUUAUACCCCGCCCAUCUGGCCGGGCUUCCCCAGCCACUUUGGGGGGCUUCCAAAAAAAUAUUUAAAUACUAUAAUACAUCAAACAUUAAAAGCUUCCCUAAACAGGGCUACCUUCAGAUGUCUUCUAAAAGUCUGGUAGUUGUUGUUCUCUUUGACAUCUGGUGGGAGGGCGUUCCACAGGGAGGGCGCCACCACGGAGAAGGCCCCCUGCCUGGUUCCCUGUAACUUGGCUUCUCACAGUGAGGGAACCGCCAGAAGGCCCUUGGUGCUGGACCUCAGUGUCCGGGUAGAACGAUGGGGGUGGAGACGCUCCUUCAGUACCUCGGUUCUUGAAUGUUUCCGUUGACAAAUGUUUCAGAACCCGAAUGCUGAAAACCCGGAAGUGGAUGCUUCCAUUUUCGAAUGUGCCUCAGAAAUUGAAUGGCUUUUGCUGUGUAUUUUUCAAUUUUCUCAACUGAAUUUGCAGACAGCCCUUUGGCGCCUCAGUUUUCGAACAUUUCGGAACUUGAACUGUCUUCUGGAAUGGAUUACGUUUGAGAACCGAGGUACCACUGUAAUAAGAAAGGGGGGGGGCUUUCUCCAUGAGGACUAGUUCCAUUGGUAUAAAGUUCCGUGGGGAAAGAUGUGUGUUUCCUCACUGAUUUCUCCUGGAGUGGGAGCACUCCUAUUGGACAAGAAGAUGUUUUGUGUAACUGAGUUUUGGGAAAACAUGAGGUUCUUCUGAUAUGUCUCUAUACUAGUAAACAACGUGUCUAUUCAGGAGAGGCAAAAUAUUGAUGGCGUUAAGCCAAGGGUUGGGGGGGGGAGACUUUUGCCAGCUGCAAGGAACCAAACAGGGAAGCAACAGAUUCAACAGCUGAAAGAAAAAGCAAAUGAAAAUCUGGCCGUUGUAGUACAAAACAAAGAGAAUUUAUGCUUCCUUCCACGAAAAGGAUCCUAGGUUUGCUUUGGCUGUCAAAACAGUGAAGAUGCUUCCUCCGUAUCAGCUGUCUGCACAAAUAUUAUGCAGAUACCAUUGUGAUUGUGUAAUAAUAUGAGAUGCAUUUAAACCAGGGGUAGGCAACCUAAGGCCUGGGGGCCAGAUGCGGCCCAAUCGCCUUCUCAAUCCGGCCCGCGGACGGUUUGGGAAUCAGCAUGUUUUUACAUGAGUAGAAUGUGUCCUUUUAUUUAAAAUCGUUCAGCCCGGACACUGAGAUCCAGCGCCGAAGGCCUUCUGGCAAUUCCCUCAUUGUGAGAAGUUAGGUUACAGGCAACCAGACAGAGGGCCUUCUCGGUAGUGGCACCCGCCCUGUGGAACGCCCUCCCAUCAGAUGUCAAGGAAAUAAGCAGCUAUCCUAUCUUUAAAAGACAUCUGAAGGCAGGGAAGUUUUUAAUAUUUAAUGCUGUACUGUUUUUAACGCUUGAUUGGGAGCCGCCCAGAGUGGCUGGGGAAACUCAGCCAGAUGGGCGGGGUAUAAAUAAUAAAUAAUAAAUAAUAAAUAAUAAAUAAUAAAUAAUAAAUAAUAAAUAAUAAAUAAUAAAUAAUAAAUAAUAAAUAAUAAAUAAUAAAUAAUAUAUUAUUAUUAUUAUUAUUAUUAUUAUUAUUAUUAAAAUGCAUCUCUGGGUUAUUUGUGGGGCAUAAGUAUUUCAAAAUAUAUUUCAAAAUAUAGUCUGGCCCACCACAUGGUUUGAGGGACAGUGGACCGGCCCAUGGCUGAAAAAGGUUGCUGACCCCUGAUUUAAAUGAUGUGCAGCCCUCUUGUUUGAGGGAAGUGGUCAUCUGUGCUGUGUGAUCUGUCCCCCAGUUUAAUAAUUUGUGUGGCAAGAAGAGCACCAAGAGAAAAAUCAUGGAGAAGUCUAUCGACGUGCAGAUUAUAGAUAUGAAUUGUGAACUCAGACGCUGAGAUACGAUGAAGGCUGAAUUAUAACGCUUCUGCAGCCAAAACAAGGCAACUGGGAAACAAGAGGGAAGGUACUGGCAUGCUAAAGGGAACCCUAAAAUUUGCAGAAGCAGAAAAAAUACGUUGAAGGGGGAAAAAAUCAAGACAAACCAACCAGUGAGGACUUAGCACACCCAGUGUCUGCAGAAAGCUGACCAUUGUGGGGAGGGGACAUAGAAAAGGAGGGUCCUGUUAAGUUGUGGGUGAACAUAUCAGAUGACACAGCGAUUCUUCAAACAGCUCUUGUUUAUUCCCAGGCCAGAACAGAACUGAACUGAAGGGUUCAGCCAGCCUGCUUAUAUAGAGCUCCAGAACAACAUAAUUGUAACAUCUUUUUGUAACUAUCCAAUUACUGAACGUCACUUUCAAUCCCUUAUUUGCAUAUGUGAACCUGAAUGAAAACUAUCUACAGUAUCCCCCUGCUGGCCCAGGGUGAGAACUUCAGUACAUAACACCCCUCCCCACCGAGAUAAGGCGUUAGUUACAAUCGUAAUGAUUUUCUUAUAUACAGCACUACACGUAAUGGUUCAAUUAGGCACAAAAGCAUAUCGGUUACAUUUCACAUGCUUCCAUUAGACCAACAGUGUUACAUGUCCAACAACAUAGUCCUUUAAAUAAGUUGGGCGCUUGGAAACUCUGCCAGACUGCAGGGGACCGGUACCCAGGUCCGGGGGGCCGCCCGAUCCUUGCUGAGGUGGCGUUGAAACCAAGUCCCCUGGAUCCGCUGCUGUGGGUGGAACAUCCACAAGUGGAGUUGGCAGAAUGUCAGGCACGGCAGUGGUCAAAGCUGGAUCUGUCCUUGAAAAGCCCACUUCCCCCCAAAUUUUAAGUGUUUAACAGCAACAAAAAUAGUAGGAAUUAAAGAUAAUUACAGCCGCAGUCACAUUUAAAGUGCUGUGAUACCACUUUUGAACAGCCAUGGUUUCUGCCAGAUAAUUUGUUGGGUACUGAGAGUCGUUGUUAGGAGACCCCUGUUCCCAGGAUUCUUUGGGCGAAGUCAUGUGCUUUAAAUGUGCAUUGAAUAUGCUUAAAUGUACUAUGUUAAUCUGCCCAGCAAUUUUAGUCGGCCUCCAGGUCACCUGCUCCACUUACCGAUUUAAGAAAAUUUAUAUGCCCCUAAGCAGUUUGCAAGAGAUGGUAAUUACAGUUAUGAAAAUAGUUAAUUGAAAACAUUAAAACUAAAAUUAACAGGAAGAGAGAUUAAAACGUGUUGACAUCUGUAGGCAUUUUUGCCUAAACAAAAAUGUUUUAAGCAGGCACCAAAAAGCAAAAAACAGUACAGCAAAGGUUCCUGUCUGAUAUCAAGUGGCAGGGAGUUCCACAGUGAGGAUGUUGACAUACUAAAAGACUGAUGUCUUACAACUGCGCUGGUGAAAUAUAUUGUAUUUCUAUUUAAAUGAUAGAAAACCUUUCUAAAUCUGCAUAUAAAUUAGCACGUGUAAAUUGCACGCAAAUGUUUGCCUUUUGGGUGUGUGAUGCGUUUCCUCCUUUUGGGGAUGAAGUGUUAGCAGCCACCCUAGUUGCAGUCCCAGUACGGAUGAACUAUACAGUGGUACCUCAGGUUAAGUACUUAAUUCGUUCCAGAGGUCCGUACUUAACCUGAAACUGUUCUUAACCUGAAGCACCACUUUAGCUAAUGGGGCCUCCCGCUGCCGCCGCGCUGCUGGAGCACGAUUUUUGUUCUCAUCCUGAAGCAAAGUUCUUAACCUGAGAUACUAUUUCUGGGUUAGCAGAGUCUGUAACCUGAAGCGUAUGUAACCUGAAGCAUAUGUAACCCGAAGUACCACUGUAUGAGAAUAUAUAUUUUUAAACCCUGAACAGCUUGGCUCGUGGAAGCUAAAUAUUUGGAAAUUAAAAAGAGGCACGAAGAUAUUUCCGAUGCCCAUGUGAGUCGGCAUAUCAUGUCAAAAACAUUUUCAUUAGUAUUAUUGCUCCAGGGCUUCUUUCCCUUCAUAGUGUCUUUGCAGCUCGAGCUUAGAAGAUUUGGGCAGAGACUGGUUUCCUUUUACCUACAAGAAAACAUUUCCUAAUGGUUCUGCAUCUAAAGAAGAGAAUUGCUUAGGCACCUAAAUGUUAGAGGGGCGAUUCAAGUAGAACCAUAUUUUUUACUACUGCUGUCAGACACACCAACUCUAGGGGGCCGAAGACACCUCAGCCCCCUCAAUAUUUGUUUUAAGGGGGCUGGGCCCCCUCAAUCCUGAGGUGGCCCUGUGUAUGUUGUGUGUUGUGCAUCGCAGGUCCAGUGGCCAGCUCCUCCUCACAAACGUGCCGUGCACAAUGUGUGUGAUGUUGACUGCCGGUACCCUCAAUUUUGAUGGUAACCUGGUGCCUCUGACUGUUCUUGCUACCUGCAGAGCCCUAGUCAAGCUUUGUAUGAAAGCACUGAAGACAGAGGGGAGAAUGCAUGGUGGGGAGCUGGCAAUUGGAUAUCAGAGCUUUGAAAGAUGCUUCAACAGUGUAGCUGACUGGGCACAAUGAUCUGAAAAAAUGCUACUACUUAUACCAAUCCAUAUUAUUAUUAUUAUUAUUAUUAUUAUUAUUAUUUAAAUUUAUAUACCUCCCUAUACCCAGGGGUCUCAGGGCAGUUCACAAAAUAAGAUCAAGAUAUAAAACCACAAAAUACUUAAUAAAAAUAAAAACAACAACCCAAUAGCGCCCCCCCCCAUUUUAAAGGGCAUUCAGGGGUGUCCAAACUUUUUUCAAAGAGUGCCAGAUUUAAUGAAGUGAACAUACAUGAGGGCAGACCAAAGUUGUUGAGGUUUUUUUAAGAUGGAUGUCGCUGAGCUUUUUUUUGGAUUUUACCCCAAGACAUAUACUGCCAUGGGGGCCGGUUUAAAUUGACCGGCAGGCCGAAUUAGGCCCCUGAAACGGACUUUGGACAUAUCUGGCAUAGGAUGUAAAUCAGAUCAACCAAAGGCCUGGUUAAAAAGGAACGUUUCUGCCUGGCACCUAAAGGUGUAUAAUGCAGGUGCCAGGCGAACUUCCCUGGGGAGAGUAUUCCACAGAUGGGGAGCCACUGCAGAGAAGGCCAAUUCUUGUGUUGCCACUCUCCGGACCUCUCGAGAAGGAGGCACACGAAGAAGGGCCUCAGAAGAUGAUCUCAGGGUCUGGAUAGGUUCAUAUGGAAAGAGGCAGUGCUUGAGGUAUUGUGGUCCUGAGCUGUUUAUAUAUACCAUCAAGAUAACCACUUGUGCAUAGAAAUGACACAGUUAGGAGUUAUCAGUGGUGAGCUCGCCACAUCAUCUAGACCAAUGUUCUUCACCCUUGUGCCCCCAGAUGUUGUUGGAUUACAAUUCCCAUCAUCCCUAAUAACUGGCUAAACUGUGUGAGGAUGAGGGGAGUCAUAGUCCAACAACAUAUGGUUGAAAAAUUCAGAUCUAGACAGAAUAACCUAAAAGAUAAAUUCUCGUGAUCAAGUUAUAUGUAAGGUUGGGGUCAGCAUAUUCUCCCCCCUUGUGUGUGUGGUGUUAUAUGGGUCCUGCUGCCAUGCCCAUGCUGGUCCUGCAUGUUACUUUGCCCAUGUGUGCAUGAUCAAAGUAGUCGUCCUAUAGAAACAAACAUGGCAGCCGCUGGGCUGUUUCACUACAAACAAGGCAUGUGGCAGCAGCAGGGGUGUGAGAAGCAGAGGUGGCAAGGGCCAGGUAACAAGCAGGAAGUUCUGAACAUUGGAGAGAAUGUUGCAGGCUUUGGGUACCAAGGCCCAAGCGUCCGGUUUUGGACUGGUUUGCAGCAGGUGACACUCAAGUUUAUCAGAAGCCUUUUCCCACAAGCCAUCUGCUUUGGGGAUGCUGCCAAACAAUGACACACUGAAUGGUCUAGUGGUGGGAGACACCACUGGGAAACAAUUCAGAUACAAGAAUGAUGAAAGCAAGCUUGGGCUGAGCGCUCCUAAGAGCUUUAGCUGUACCUGAUUUUAGCAAGGGUGCAAAUUGACAGGGUUUGGGGCAGAUGAUGGGUUUCCCCAUCAUCAACUGCCUGACAAUUUCAACUGGAGAUGCCAGGGAUUGAACUUGUCAUUUGACAGGAAAAGCGUGCAUUCAUGUACUGAGUUAUAGUCCCUCCCCUUGAGGGUAGAAUCUUAGAGAUGUUUUGCCUGCAUCUCAACCUUUGAUGGGCAAGUUGCUAACUUGGAGCUAUCUGUGGUUCUGCAAUUCCUGACCUGCCUUACUGCCUUCUUUGGGAGAUCAGGCAUCAAACCAAAAUAUGCCAAGAUUUCUCUGCUUCAAUUCUCAUGUCUGUUAAAACAAGAACCAUAGUGACUGGUCUACUGGUACUGUUAAGAAAACUUAUUGUUUACUCUACUCUUUUGGAAUGGCAGGGUUAAUCUGAAUAGAGUGUUUGGAAGCAAGCAUUUUAAUGAUUGCAACCAAUUGGCUGCAUCUAAAGAACUUCAUUAUGCUCACAGUUCUCUUAGUUGCAAAAUAUGGAGGUUCUGUAGCAGAUCUUUGGCUGCUUCUAGUCUUGUGCUAGUGGAAGAAAGUUGUUAGAUUGAGUUUUGUUUUUCCUCACACAAUGCUCUUGCAUGAGGUGUGAAACAGGGAUGUGCAGAGUUGAAUCUUGUUUGAUCUAGAACCCAAAAUUCUACCAGGCAGAGCCAAGUACAAAACACAUUCAGUUAGAAUUAAGGAACUGGCUGUCCUUGAGGAAAUGAUGAGCCUAUAAAUUUGCUUUCAUUACCAGAACUGAGCUCAGGCUUUCACACACAAGUCUACUUCUGAUUACCUAAACUUUUGUCAUUUCAGUAGCCUAAUUUAGUCAUUUUGGGCACUUUGUAUGGCCUGUUUGUUGACCAUUCAUACAAUUUUUUGCGGGAAAGUUAGACAAGGUUAGCUAUUUAAAGAGCAUUCAUUCUAACUUGUUUGCUGGGAGAUUAGAUGAUAUUGUGUCAAAUCAAGUGUUAGACUAGUUUUGAGUGCAUUUCCCUGUCAUUUCCCUUAUUGCAAAAAGUCCAAAAUUAGGGGGGAAGUAGGUUUGUUGCAUAAGAACUUCCAGUCUAUUCCAAUUGUGCAACCAAAAAUAGCAGACAGCUCAGACCUUUGCUGAUCUACUGCAAACCUCCCAGAGUCUGCCAGUAGAUCCCAGUCUACCUUCUGCCCAUUGCUGGGGCAAAAGGACCUUUCUGCAUAUGAAAGACACCUUUUGCUAUCAGAAGGGCAGCUUUUUGAUCCAAACCAUUGUUUCAUAGGCUGAAUAUUUUUCAUGUUAAAACUGAAUUAGAACCCCUCCUGUCAUUUAAUGUUUUUGAAUUCGAUCUCAGCAAAGAGAAUUCAGUUCAGAUCAACUACAGCACUGUGUUGACCUUGGACAUCAUAGGCGGUUUAGUGGUUGUUUGCGACUGGGGCCAUUCAGUUGAACUGGAUGUGGCGGCUUUGUGGCUCUUAUUUUCCUCCUGCUCUCUUUUGAACGCUGCCCGCUGAGCAAAUUGCUCCGAGGGGUGCACCCCUGUUGCCAAGGCAGCUUUCCUCCAUUAACAACCUCUUGCCUUUUCUCUCUCCAGGGUUUGGGAUGCUCUUACAGACAAUUACAUCCCAUCCAUCACCGAAGACUGGAGGGAUCCUAACAUCGAGGUGCUAAACGGCAACGUCUCCGACACAGAGGUACUUCCUUGGAUUUGUGUCCUCCCCCCCUUUCCCAUCCAUGAAUCAUAAGAUGAAAUAAUUGUUGGCAAGCUUGGGCAGAAGUACGCUGUUGAAGCACAGUGAAAUGGGAGGACAGUGGUUAAGCAGCUGCAUGAACGCAUGCAAAACAAAAAUCACAGCUGGCUGCCAUUCCAGGAAGCAGGAGUAAUCGAAUGUGAGAACGAAGCUCUUGUCAGGUAGCUGAACAGAUCUCUCAGCAAUCCUUGAACUGGGGUCACCGUCCUUUGGUAAUGGAAAGGCAUGUAUAAUGAGGGGGAACAGUGAAUGAAACAGCUAGAUAUGUGUGUGUCAAGGGAGGCAUUGUCCUCUAGGCUGUUGUUCGCUCUGAGAUUGACACUGGCGAUGAUUGUACCGCCUCUACCCCUGACACGUUCGGAACAAUAGCUUGCCAGCCUUCAGGACAAUGGUGACUGUGAUGGCUAAAAGAAUACACACAUCACAGAGCAAAGGAUGUCUGGGUCCUUGUGCAUCUGCAGUGUGCCCCUUUGGAGUGUUGUUGAAAGGCUAGAGGGAGGAGGCUUUUGUGUUAGACCACUUGGAAGAAGUGAGGUCCUCUAUCGCCUUUUCCUUCCAACAAAACCUAUUGAACGGGAGAACGAGAGGGGCAGGGGCUGGGAUUAGGAUUUUGCCUGAUGGAUAUGUAGAAAUAGGAUUCACUAUAUAGAGCUAGAGCAUUCUGAGAUAAGGAACACCAAUUAUUGUCUUCUUAGCUUGUGAUUUUUUGGAAUGAAGGACAAACCUUGAACUCUCCAGUGGAUAGGAAACUCUGGAGACUGGCAGGACAUUGGUUUGGGAUGAGACUAAAGAGGAGAAUUCAUAGGGAUGAUGAAAACUGUGGAGUCUGGAAGAUCCCAAGGGGGUUAGUGGAUUUUGAAAGACCCUUGCAUUCUUAAAGUAGAGAAUGCUUGCAUUCUUGAAGGUAUAAUCUGGCGACAAUUUUCUUGGUAUUGGGAGCAUCUGGUAAGUCUAAUAAGGAUUUGGUCUGGGGGAAUCAAAGAGGAAGAGACUCGUAGAUAUCUGCAUCUUAAAAAUAACAAUGGCAAUAUCUGACAAUAUUUAAGUUAGGCAUUUUGAAAUAUUGAAGACAAUAUUUAGUUUUUACUAUGCAUCAGAGACUUUUGCCAUUUCACUGUUGGGUGUUUUUAUCUCACCAUUUCUGUAAUUUUUGAAACCCGAGGGCUAAUUGUAGCCUAGAAAAGAAGAAAACAGAAAUGAAGGGAAGGAAAAACAUACUUCAAACACAGCUCUUGGAAAUCCACACUCCAUAUUCAGAGUCUUAUAUAUAAUUCAAUGAAUUUGGUGCAAUCCCCCCCCCCCCCGGUUGCAGUUAAAUUAGGCCUGAAGCAUUCAAAAGGCAGCACAGCAUUGGGAACAUUUUUCAGCUCCCUUUUUAGUGCAUCUGUAGGAGUUUUCAAAGAACACUUCAACCCAUGUGCUCAAUGAAUACAGAGGAUGAAGGGGGGGUGAGGACAUCUUUACUAUUGUUGUGUCUAACAUGUUUGCAUGCCACUCCCCCAGCAGCCACAAAUUUGGCAUUAGUGUGAGGACGUUCUGCCUGCUCACUUUCAUCCAGCUUUCCCACGUGACUGGGAUCCCUGAUUGGCAAGCAUUGCUGCUCAUAUGGAGACACUCCAUGGGUGCACGUUAUUUAUUGAACAGCAUUUAUACGCUGUGCGAUUGUUGUAAAAUCUCUUUGUGGUUUACAGGAAAUAGUCAUUUAAUGAUAAUUAAAAAUCAACGUGAAAAAGAAAAAAAGACUGAAACGAACCAAGAUCUACAUGUCAGGGAUACACUUGUCAAAACAAAAUUAAUUUAAGAAGGCACUGGAAAGAAUACAGUGCUACCUCGGGUUAAGAACUUAACUCGUUCCGGAGGUCCAUUCUUAACCUGAAACUGUUCUUCACCUGAAGCACCACUUUAGCUAAUGGGGCCUCCCGCUGCCACCACCGCGUGAUUUCUGUUCUCAUCCUGAAGCAAAGUUCUUAACCUGAGGUACUAUUUCUGGGUUAGCGGAGUCUGUAACCUGAAGCGUCUGUAACCCAAGGUACCACUGUACAGUGAAGGUGUUUGCCUGAUGUCAAUUGGCAGGUGUAGGUAUCGCCACACUAAAAGAUUGUUUUAUUACAAACAUGGCUUGAGUAUAAGUGCUUAACUGGGCACAGGCGGGGCAAAGCGAUUCUGCAAGUAAACAAGUCCCAAGCCAUUUAGGGCUUUAAAAAGGUAAAAGGACCCCUGACCAUUAGGUCCAGUCGUGGCCGACUCUGGGGUUGCGGCGCUCACCUCGCUUUAUUGGCUGAGGGAGCCGGCGUACAGCUUCCGGGUCAAGUGGACAGCAUGACUAAGCCGCUUCUGGCGAACCAGAGCAGUGCACGGAAGGUAAUGCCGUUUACCUUCCCGCCAGAGCGGUACCUAUUUAUCUACUUGCACUGGCGUGCUUUCAAACUGCUAGGUUGGCAGGAGCAGGGACCGAGCAAUGGGAGCUCACCCCGUCUCGGGGAUUCGAACCGCCGACCUUCUGAUCGGCAAGUCCUAGGCUCUGUGGUUUAACCCACAGCGCCACCCGUGUCCCUUUAGGGCCUUAUAUACCAGUAAUAACACAUUGAACUUGGCCUGGUAAAUAGAUGGCCAUCAGUGCGGAUCUCUGAGCAGGGGUGUAAUCUGCUGACAGAAUCUCACUCCUAUCAGCAACCAUGCUGCUGCAUUCCUCACUAACCACAGCUUCCGGAUCAAGCACAAGGAAGUGCAUUGCUGUAAUCCAAUACUGAAGCCAUCCCCUUCACACAAAUGUUGAAUAUGGGGGUGGGAGGGCCAGCAGACAGGUCAAUGGGCAGUGGAGGCAGGACUAGUGGGUACAAACUUGCCCGGGGACCAUGUCUUUUGCUGCAAGGCUCUUCCUUUCCUGAACAGGAGGAAAAGUCAGCAGCGGGAGUUCAAGAUGGUAAGUGAGGAAAGGAAAUGCCCCGUGGUCUGUCUCUUUGUUGUCACCUCCUGCACCUACUGCUGCUGGGAAAGAAAGUGUCCCUCACGCUAAGUUUCCCUCAAGAACAAAUAUAAUUUAGUUGUGUAUCCGGAGACAUUACAAAAAAACAAACAAAAUAAAGUGCCUGAGAUAGAAACAGUGCAAUCUCUUCUUGUCUCAGGAAAUUGGCAGUAGGACUCCCAGGGGGGAAAGGGGGGAAUGGCAAGGGCUGGCAAUAAUGGAGCCCCAAACAGUGACACCUACAAGCGAUAGGUUCGCUGAUAGGUGACAUUUGGAUGUUCACUAAAAACAAGAGUUCAAAGCAUUAUCACAAUGCAGAGAGCUUCUUUUUGACGUCUGUCUGUCUUCAGCCUCAGGAAAAAAACUUAGGAAGGCAUUGCAAUCAGUGUUUAUCUCUCUGCCACCCCUGCAUUUUUUUUAAAAAAAUAUUUAACAUAAUUGUUACAAAAUAUAAGCAAAAUAUUGCAAAUACAUACAUACAUACAUACAUACAUAUUUCAAAUAAGCACAUAUAUAUGAAAAAAGGAACAAAAGAGAAAAAAAGAAGAAAAGAAAAAAGAAGAAGAAAUAAAGACAAAAAAGAAGAAAAGUUGGAAGAAUUUUUUCCAAGUUUAUUCUACAAAUAUCUCAAUAUGAAAAUAAUAAUAAAAUUUUGUUGAUUGACUUCCAUUGCUUACACUGCACUUCCUAUAUGCAUUUUCAGCAAGAAUGUAUCUGUUAUUCCGUAUUUUUCCCAUACAAUCUCACACAAAUAUUCUGAUCAAUAAGUUCUCUAAAUCUUUCAUAAAUCUGUUCUAAACACAACCAAUACCUUACAUUUAAUCCUUGUCUACAUAAACAAUCAUUUAAACAUUUUCAUUGUUUCUGGAUUAUAUAUUUUCGUUUUUGUCUUAUCAAAUCAGUCAGCCCUGCAUUUAUUUUAUUUUUUGAAGUGUUGCUGGAUGCAAUUCUAUUUUCCCCCAAAGACACCUGGUCAUCUGUCUGACUCCAAACACCCACAUCAAAGGUCAUGGGAGGUUCACUUUAGGAAAGGAGUUGUCCCCACUGGCUCUUGCUAACACAAGCUAUCCCCAGCCAUAGCUUCUAACCCUAAUUGAUAAAGUCAGCACCAGGGUUUGGCAUGAAUGGGCACCUGCCAUGGCCUUUGCAUCAACAGGAGGCCCUUUGUCAAGCCCCGGCAUCCUCUAGCCCUGCUGAUCCUUCCCUUGCUGCCACAGCCUGUUCACCUGCCUCUCUUGCAGAGACCAGGAGCAAGGAGAAGAAACAGCAGACUCCACUCUCCUCCCUCUUGCUGGGCCUGGUGGAAGAGAGAAAGGGAAUCGACAGGGUGAGGCCUCACUCAGGGCAUCUUGCUCAGAUGGGCCAGGUCUGUUCUCUGUUCUCCAACAGGGCAGGAGUACAGCCAAGGGAGCUCCAGAGCAAUAGCUGGGAAGCAGCCACCAUUGUCUCCCGCAGCUCCUGCCACCUAAGGCGGUUGCCUCACUCUGUCAAAUGGUAGGGCUGGCCACCAUCUGAAUCUGAAGGUGGUGGGACAACUGUCAGGAUGCUGUCAGCGGCUCCCGGCUGGUUGCCUAGGAAAGUAUAAAGACAAGGAAAAGUUUCUUACCGUCCUUUUUUAUUUCAAUACAGUGGUACCUCGGGUUAAGAACUUAAUUCGUUCUGGAGGUCUGUUCUUAACCUGAAACUGUUCUUAACCUGAAGCACCACUUUAGCUAAUGGGGCCUCCCGCUGCCACCAAGCGAUUUCAGUUCUCAUCCUGAAGCAAAGUUCUUAACCCGAGGUACUAUUUCUGGGUUAGCAGAGUCUGUAACCUGAAGCGUCUGUAACCCGAGGUACCACUGUAUCUACAGAGAGAGGCUCUGUAGAACCCAGCCUCUUGGAUAAUGGCGAUGUCCUGAGUGAAUCUCCACUCCCCAUCUCUCCCACUUCUUCAUUCAUCAUUCUCACCAUCUCCUCUACGGGUGCUGCUACCUGCCCUCUGCCUUUGAGCUCUUUGCUCUCCUACUUUUAACGCUCACCGGGUUUUGGGAGAUGGAGGGUCUGGAAUGAUUUCUAAUGACAACGUGUCAGCCUGGUCUUGCUCUGGCUCUCCCAUGAUUUCCCCACUUCCCCUCUCAUCUGCCUUUGAGCUGAGACCUCCCUCGAACUCUUGUUGUAAAUCUAUACUGUCUUCCUCUUCCUCCUCCCUGGAAGGGUCAGGGUGGGGAGGCAGUCUCCACCAUUCCUCGUCUGCCCAGUCCCUGACAAUAACCAGCCACGGGGUUGGGUGUGUCAUGUGUACCCCAGCUGAAAUUAAAGAAAGGAAUUGUUUCACUUUUAUACCUACCUGCUCCGAGAGUGUCAUACUUGCCAAGUGUCUGGUUUUAGGCGGGAUGGCCCUGCUUUCUAUGAAGGCGCUUCAGGCUCUGCCUUCAUCCCAGGGCACCCUGAUCUCGUGCACUGGGUGGGCAAGGGUGAGAAGCAGUGGGUGGGUGGGGGCACGAGAAAAGUGGCAGGACGAGUGGGGGGCCAAGUGGGUAAGGGCGAGAGAAGUGGUGGGGCAGCUAUGGAGAGCGGAGACAGCACGAGUGGGAGGGUGGAGCCCCACUUUGUCCUCCCGAAAUGUUGCAGGAUAACUUAUGGUCUGUGUGUGUGGUUUGGGAGCUGCACGGACAGGGAAAAAACUAUGCUGUCCAGGGUUGUAAAGACUGCGGAGAGAAUAAUUGGGUGCACUCUUCCCACCUUGGAUCAAAUUUAUGCUUCCAGGUGCCAUAAGAAAGCUGCAGCGAUAGCGCAGGAUAGUGCGCACCCCGGAAAUGAUCUCUUUCAGCUUCUGCCUUCUGGAAGAAGGUACAGGGUUAUAAAGACUAGGACUAGCCACCUGAGAAACAGUUUCUAUCCAAAUGUGAUUUUGGUUUUAAAUGUAGUGUAAGGAGUCUCUACGGGAGUAUAUUUUAUUUUAAAAUGGGGUCUCAGAGUUUUUAGGGGGCUAACCAGGUUGGGAUAGCUGGGAUGGCAGGCCUGUUGGUUUUUGAAUGUCUUAUGUAGAUUUUUUCAGUUUUGUUGUUUUGUAUGGGACAAAACAACACGGGUGGCGCUGGGAUGCGGGUGGCGCUGUGGGUAAAACCUCAGCGCCUAGGACUUGCCGAUCGCAUGGUCGGCGGUUUGAAUCCCCGCGGCGGGGUGAGCUCCCGUUGUUAGGUCCCAGCUCCUGCCCACCUAGCAGUUCGAAAGCACCCUUAAGUGCAAGUAGAUAAAUAGGUACCGCUUUAUAGCAGGAAGGUAAAUGGCGUUUCCGUGUGCUGCGCUGGUGCCGGUUCGCCAGAGCAGCUUCGUCACGCUGGCCACGUGACCCGGAAGUGUCUGCGGACAGCGCUGGCUCCCGGCCUCUAGAGUGAGAUGAGCGCACAACCCUAGAGUCUGUCAAGACUGGCCCGUACGGGCAGGGGUACCUUUACCUUAUGUCGAUUUUUUCAGUUUUGUUGUUUUGUGUGGGACAAUGACAAUAAAGAUUAUCGUAUCCUAUCAUAUCGUAAUGUGUGUGUUGGCUUUGUAGCCUGACGCAUGGAGAAUUGCAGCUUCCACCAGGAGCCUGCUAUUCUGCUCAGUCAACAAUAACUUAUUAGGCCUUAUAUUAUUAAUGGGUUUGCUGGAGUGAAGGACUAAUUUAAUCGGGCCAGGAAGCAUGAACAACAGAUGGCCAGAGAGAUGUUAUUUUCAGCAGGCAGUGGAAGCCUGUAGGAGAUCUAGCAUCCCCCCCAGCAGCAUACAGGCAUAUGAUGCGGGUCUUUGAGGAUGCUCUUGACAGCCAUCGUCACUGUCCUCUCCGAUGUUCAGAGCUCCAGGCAGCGUCUUAAAAAAGGAGAAGAGAACAGUUUGUCAUUGGUGUUCUGAACUUCACUGCUGUAAAGUCGACACCUCAAUUGAUUUUCUUUUUUUGGCUGAGGAUUAUUUGGAUGAACUCGAGCCAUAAACUGAACUAGUUUGUUUAGCAAAGCGAGGAACGUGAUCUGGAAUUAGUUCCUUUCUUUCUUUUCUUUUUCUUCUGAUAUAAUGUCUGUUCUUGUUUGGGUUAAACCACAGAGCCUAGGGCUUGCCGAUCAGAAGGUCGGCGGUUCGAAUCCCCGCGACGGGGUGAGCUCCCGUUGCUCGGUCCCUGCUCCUGCCAACCUAGCAGUUCGAAAGCACGUCAAGUGCAAGUAGAUAAAUAGAUACCGCUCCGGCAGGAAGGUAAACGGCGUUUCUGUGCGCUGCUCUGGUUCGCCUGAAGCGGCUUAGUCGUGCUGGCCACAUGACCCGGAAGCUGUACGCCGGCUCCCUCGGCCAGUAAAGCGAGAUGAGCGCUGCAACCCCAGAGUUGGUCACGACUGGACCUAAUGGUCAGGGGUCCCUUUACCUUUACCUUUACUGUUCUUGUUUGGGCCCUUGGAUCGCCUCCAGACGUUGAGGGGUUCUUGCUAAUCUGCUAGUAGGGUUUCGAAAGCUGAGAGGGACACACUCCUAAGCAAACCUUGAAUAACCCUUGCUGUGAUGCAGUUUCUUUUUCCUGCACCACCUUGUAUUGUAGCCAGAACUCGCUGACCUUGAAAGCAGCUGAACAGGCGUAAUCACCCCUUUGCUCGGGACCAAGGAAUAAAUUAAAAUAGCUUUGUAUUUCAUCCAGGUUUUAUUUGGAGAAGAGCUUUUUAAAAAUGAAAUAGCAGUCUUUUAAAAUCAAUGGAAAUAAUUCCAGAGUCUAGAAAAGACAAGGUUUGCGUACACAACAUGCAUUUCAAGCACAAGAAUGCUGGGGUCUAUCGUCUACCCACCACAGAACUACAAUUCCCAGCACCUUUAACAAACUACAGUUCCCAGGAUUCUUUGGGGUGGGUGGGGAAGCAAUGAACCACUUUAAAUGUAUGGUGUGUAUGUAGCCAUAGAGAGAAACCGCUUUACCUCAUGGUCACGUAUCAGGGCUAUUCAUUUGUAAAUGGACGAGUCUCAAGUGAAUGUGAAAUUGCUUCUCAAAGCUGAUUCAGAUGGUGAACAUUAGGGGUGAAGCACAGGGGCAGAGCACAUGCUAUGACUGCAGAAGCUACCAGCUUCAUAGAAUCAUGGAAUUGUAGAGCUGGAGGGGACCAUGAAGGCCAUCUAGUCCAACCCCCUGCAAUGCAGGAAUCUUUUGCCCAACGAGGACCUCGAACCCUCGACCCUGAGAUUCAGUGCCCCAUGCUCACCUGGCAUCUCUGGGUGAGGCUAGAAAAGGCUCCUGAAACCGUGAAGAGCCUUGGCUUUUCAGUGUACAGUGGUACCUCGGGUUACAAACUUAAUUCGUUCUGGAGGUCUAUUCUUAACCUGGAACUGUUCUUGACCUGAGGUACCGCUUUAGCUAAUGGGGCCUCCCGCUGCCGCCACCGCACGAUUUCUGUUCUCAUCCUGAGGUAAAGUUCUUAACCCGAGGUACUAUUUCUGGGUUAGCGGAGUCUGUAACCUGAAGCGUAUGUAACCCGAGGUACCACUGUACAGGCAAUGGUGAAAAAUCUGUGGUUUCUCAGACUCUCUUCCCCUAGCUCUUUUAUUUGCGGAGAUUUAGCGUGUUUCCACUCAGCAGUUCAUUGGGGACUCAGAGAUCAGGGUUCAAAUCCCCACUCAGCUAUGAAGCUCAUUGGGUGACUUUGGGCCAGUUACUGUCCCUCAGCCUGGUCUACCUCACAGGGUUGUUUUGAGGGGAGAAUCGUGUAUACCACCUUGACCUGCUAGGAGGAAAGCUGGGAUAGAAAUAUAAUAAAAUAUAUUAAAUCAAUCAAUCAAUCAAUCAAUCAAUCAAUUUUUAUUACGGUCCAGAGACCCAACAAAUCGUUACAAAGCAAUGCAGAAUUCAGACAGCCUACCUCCAAGUUAAACAAGCAUUUUGUUCAGACUUAAAGAUAGGGAUCAUUGGUUCUUGCAACCACAGAUAAAAACUUCACCACUGCUAAUGUUCUAGCGUUUGUCUGGUCUUCCAAUAGGAACCUGACAUAGUGAGCCUCUGAUUUUCCCGGGAAAGGUACCAGCAAGGGUAAUAUCAGUUCAGCCCUGGCUUGCUCGUAUUUCACACAGUGCAGCAAAAUAUGUUUUAUAGAAUCGAUGUGUUGAGCACACGACCUGCCAGGAAGAAAGCUGGGAUAGAAAUAUAAUAAAAGAUAUUAAAUAGAUAAAAGAUUUGUGCAGUAUUCACACAGUGCCAUUCUUGUCUAAAUGCCGCCCAGCAUUUAAAUGCUGCCCAAUAUUUUUUUCCCAUUGUCUAGAGUUGUUGUUGUUUUCAGUCUGCAAAUGAUACACAAUUGAUAACGGUCCCCUUCCUCACAUUUACAUUGCUUUUCCUUUGCACUGAAAUGAAAGGGGUGGCAUAAGAGAAUGGCAAUGUCAUUCUGCGUAAUGAAUUACGCAAUUUCACCGCACAAACAGCAAGACAAAUAACGGAGUUUUUUUUAUGGAAGUUGACCUGCAGUGGAAUGGAAACAGUGCAAUGAAUACAGGGCAGAAUGGAAAACAGUUCCUUCUUGCAUCCCUACUGAUAAAUAACAUACACAGAGACACUGGCAGAAACAGUAAAUCUGGAUAAAAUGGGGGGAAAUAGGGGAGACAUUUUGAUGUUGUGUGUGUGCUGCGAAAAACGUGCUUGCAUAAAGAGCACUGAGUACACAACAAAGCACCCGUAAUGAAGUGUUCCUAAGGAAAAAAGGGUGGGAAGGCAGGAUCCUACCCAACUGUCUGCUAAGAAGUCAGUUUGUCCCCAGAGCUGCCCUAUGAAUACAAAUGUGCAUUUGGCCCUUAUUUUUUAAAUUACGUUCAAAACACUAUGUCAUUCGUGAUUGGUGCAAUUUAAUGUGUUUUAAACCCAUUAGGCUACCUGUAUUUUAUGUCCUGGCUGCUCUGCAAUUCUUCCUUGACCUCUUAGGCUCCCGUCACUUAACGCUCCUGACUGCAAGUGUGCUCUAGGGGAGAUGGCUGGAAUAUUUUUGCUGGCUUUUAGAAGUGGGUGGGGCUCCCUUUUUUUGGCCUGAGGGCCAGAUUCCUUGGUGGGCAGAAGCUGGCUCUAAGCUUGUGGGACCUUUUGUCAAAACACUGGUUCCCCUCUUACGUGGGCCCAGGUAAGCUUGCUUGAUGCAUGCAAGAGUUUGGCAAUUAAUGGGAAUCGGUAAGAGGAUAUAUUAAUUAUAUUUAAUCCUCUAGAGAACCGUGUGUGUGGGUUAACAGCAAAGGAAAAAAGUCUGAAUUCGAAAGCAUUCGAGAGCCCCAGUAGCAGAGUUUAAAUGCCAUUGUCAAGCGGUUUAGUGAAACAUAGGAAUAGUCUAUUAAACCUUAUUUAUUUCAUUCUGUUGUGUGAAGCAGCUGACCCCCUGCAAUGAAAUAGACUACACAGUGAAGUCAGUUGAAAAAUGCUUUACUUACUUAUCUGAGGCCACAAACAUGCAUUGUCCUAUGCAGCAGCAAUUGGAAAUGCAGCUAAAAAUAUUCUUAGUAGAAAUACAGUAAGAUAGCUUCAGACAUGUGUCUGAAGAUAGGAGCCAUGUUGAGUCACAUCCGCCUCCAAUGCUUACAGCGUGGAGAAGGAGGGUAAGGGAAGGAAAGGAAGAAAAACAUCACUUCCUCUCUCACUGGGGAUGAGGAAGCGUGACCUAACUCUGUGGUCCUUAACCCCUUCAUAUACUAACUAGCAAAACCAUGCAGAGUUAUGUUUGACUGCUAAACGUCCCACAGCAACCAGCACUGGGUGGCUGGGAUUCGCCAUGUUAACUUACUACCAUGCCUUGACGUGAUGUUAUAUUACAGAAAUUAAUAUGGUGGCUGAGGGUGCCCAGAGCAGUUGUCGGCACAGCAGUGGGCCCUGCCAGCACAUCACACACACACACACACACACACACACACACCAGCAACUGCCCAUGGAGGCUUUGUGUUGGGUCUGCAAGCAAAGCAGCUGCAUGUCAAGUAUUGUGGCCUCUGCGCAGGGAGCACAUUUGUAAGAAUUAGUAGUGACUUCUGGAAAGUGGAUCGCAAGGCUCUCGCCUGCCUUGUUCCACAAGCUCUGCAGCAGCUACCUCUUCCAGCGCUGUAGUGGGUGUUAUGCAAUCUCAGCUUCAGCAAGCGGGUGAUGCAAGUGGCGUCAGCCAGUGCAGCAAUUCAGUCAAAAAAACUGCUGGAGCCAGUGAAACAGUGAGGCCAGAAAGUAUCGAUUGCCUUCCUAAAUAAGAAUCAAACAGGAAGGGAGGACUUCCUGGCUUUUUGGCCCUUAUAAGCUGAAGGCUGAGUGUGAAUCUCUAGGGAACCAGAACUGGUCCCUUCAGAGAAAAUCUCUGGCUACAGCCUUCCUUGAGCAUGAGUAUUGUUUUUAAAUUUCCUGUAAAGUAAUUCAAUUCUGAAGAGGCUGGCUUUAAGUAAUCAAAUCAGAAUGGCCCUUUUAACACAGCAUCCUGUUUUUACAGUGGCCAGCCAGCAGGACCCAGGCACAAGAGCCCACUCCCCUCUUCAAAAGCAUCACUACCUUCUACCAUGGAGCCCAGGCAGAGCUACCUUGGCUUCUAGCCAUUGAUAACCUUAUUCUCCAUGAGCUUCUGGUUCCAGUUGCUGUUUUACGCUUCGCGAUGCCCCUGAUGUAGGGCCACGUUAUGGGAAAUUAGAAUGGCAGCUAGACAAAUAGGAAGAGCCCUGGUGAAUCCAACUAAAAACUCAUUUGAUAAGACAUUCUGUGGCUGGCCCAGAUACCUAUCGGAAGACUACAAGGAGGUCACUAUCGCAAUAAUGGUAGGGGUCAGGGCCAUAUUUAGGUUCGAUGAGGCCCUAAGCUACUGAAGGUAAUGGGGCCCUUUAUAUGUCCAGCUGUCCUUUGUCAUCAACAAAUUGUUGCUGUUUUGUGUUGAAUAUAUGCUAUACAGUGGUACCUCUGGUUGCGAACGGGAUUCAUUCUGGAGGCCCGCUCGCAACAUGAAAAGAGCGCAACCUGAAGCACCGUAUCUGCGCAGGUGCGCAGUGCGAUUUGGCGCUUGUGCGCAUGUAUGAAGUGCAAUUUAGCACUUCUGCGCAUGUGCGAGCGGCGAAACCCGGAAGUAACCCUUUCCGGUACUUCCCGGUCGCUGCGGGACGUAACUUGAAAGAACGUAACAUGAAGCAAACGUAACAUGAGGUAUGACUGUAUGGUAAUUUACGGACCUAAUAGGUAUCUAAAACCAUUUGCACAUAACAAAAUAUGUAUUUCAUCAAAUUAAUUGUUGAACUGAAAUACAAUUAAGAAGAAGCAUAUUAACAGUGAAAUAAUGAUUAAGCUCUAACUUAAAAUGACCAGGUGCCCAUUACUUACAUCAUAGGAGCCCCCACAAAACACUGUAUGUAGGUUUUAUUUUAUUUGUUUUGUAUCUUAUAUUUUGGAAAUGUAUAUGCAGUUUUUUCCUCUUUACAUUUUUUUGGGGCCCCCAAGAGAGUGGGGCCCUAAGCGAUAGCUUGUUUAGCUUAUACGUAAAUCUGGCAGUGGUAGGGGUUCAGCACCAGAAGUCAGCCAAUGGCUCAGAUCUGAAAAGAAGUCUUCUCCCUCUUGGCACAGAUUCAUAGAAUCUUAAGAGUUGGAAGGGACCCUGAGGGUCAUCUAGUCCAACCCCCUGCAAUGCAGGAAUCUCAGCUAAAGCAUCCAUGACAGGUGGCCACCUGUCAUUUGAAGCCAAUCAGAGUGAAAGGAGGCGAGUUGGUCAUUGAGGAUUGGAUCCUGGAGAAGGUGAGAAGGAAAAACACAAAUGAGUUGUUGCUUUGUGUGCUCCAGAGUUAAGAAUUUAGCCACACUGAAAACACAAGGUGCUUCCAUUUCAGGAGAACGGUGUGCACCUAAAAAAGUAGAUCUAGCUGAAAGGCAACACGUGGAGAUCUGCAUUGACUGGUGCAACACAUCCCUAAUUAUUGUUACUGUAUAAUUAGAUUAUUGCCUAGUCUUAGAAGGCCCUCAAUAAACACACGCGACGUAACUGGCUGUGUUCUUAGAUAAAUAAGGUAUACUAUUAAUUGUAUCAGGGACGCGGGUGGCACUGUGGGUUAAACCACAGAGCCUAGGACUUGCUGAUCAGAAGGUCGUGGAUCAAAUCCCCGCGAUGGGGUGAGCUCCCGUUGCUCGGUCCCUGCUCCUGCCAACCUAGCAGUUCGAAAGCAUGUCACAGUGCAAAUAAAUAAAUAGGUACCGCUCUGGCAGGAAGGUAAAUGGCGUUUCCAUGUGCUGCUCUGGUUCGCCAGAAGCGGCUUAGUCAUGCUAGCCACAUGACCCGGAAGCUGUAUGCCGGCUCCCUUGGCCAAUAAAGCGAGAUGAGCGCCACAACCCCAGAGUCGGUCACGACUGGACCUAAUGGUCAGGGGUCCCUUUACCUUUACCUUUAUUCAUUGUAUCAAAUUGUAAAUUUCAACAGAAGUAACUCAUAAAGUUCAACAAACGAACAAAGCAGAAGACCCAGUGGUCAGAUCAUUCUCCAGUCAGUUCAGGCAUAAGGUCCAUCCGUGUAAUGGUGUCUAUUCCACCUGUCUGUUCAUAAAGUCCACACAAUCCACAUGAAAGGUUGUUACAGUUCCUCAAAAUCCUAUCACAGAGUCUAGACAAGGAUUUCCGGAAUAUUGGCCUUGUUUCGCCAUCCUGGGCUUCAUCAGUAGUUAAAGCACAUAUGUGAUAUUACAAGACAGUGGAUCUUAUGGCAUAGUAGUAGCUGUGGACCACUUUAUGAGUUACUUCUGUUGAAAUUUACAAUUUGAUACAAUGAAUAGUAUACCUUAUUUAUCUAAGAACACAGCCGGUUACGUCUCGUGUGUUUAUUGAGGAUGCUUUACGUGACCAUAGGUUUGUUUGUUGUUGUAAUCCUAGAAGGUUGCAUAAUCUUAGGAGCAGGCCUGACUGUGGCUAUUGUGAAGGGACCCUUCACUUGUGAAUUUGCCAGUACACUCCUGGCUGUGUGAAGAAGACACAGCCAAAUAAAAGUUAAUGGUGGAGGGAGAACAGAACUGGUGGUGUCCCGGCUGGGUCUCCCUGGGCUCUGGAAGCUGCCCGAAAAUGCCAAGUGGUAGUUCUGACCCCAGAAAGAAACACACCUGAGCCACACUUCAUAUUGAUGCUUCUUGCCAGAUAUUUCAGUGCUAUUGCCUGCUGGGUGUCAUGAUCUCCUCUCUAGGCUUCUCCACUGAGCUCUUGUUUUAGUGAACGACCCCUCUUUUCUUCCAACACUUUCCUCUCCCAGAUAUCUGGGGAAGACGAGGAAACAAAACAAGUACGCAUGUUGCAUGGAGGGGAAUCUUGGGGGAUUUUAAUGAAACACGGCAGACCCUUUUGAACUGCUUCUUAGAACUUUGGUUUUCUAUUUUUUUUUUAUAAAAAAAGCAGAAAGAAUACCUGCCCGGUCCAUUUAGGAAAUAUUAGCCUAAGGACCAAAAUAAAAAUAGAAUAAACCUAAAUGGGGACCACCCAUACCUGCUACUGAAUCAGCAUGCGGCUUGGGUUUUCUUCCCCCUUCAGAUCCACGAGAAGGAAGAGGAAGAGCUUAACGAGAAGAGUGAAAAUGACUCUGGUAUUAACGAGGAGCCUCUACUCACAGCAGAUCAGGUACACAAUCUUCCCUUGGCCUUUCCUGUGUAAAAGAUGGGAAAUUCUAAGGCACCUUCUGCCACCCGCUCAGCAAACGUGCUCAGCCUUUACCGAAGAGCGGUGUUUGCCCUUUAGGCAACCCGCUUUCUUUCCAGGCUCAGCAAAUCUGCCUUGAGAAAUUGCUCACAAUGGUGGCUGAAGAGCAGAUGGAGAUUUAUGGGCAUCUCGAAUGCUUUCAGAGGUCAGCUUUGCCAUGCAUCCCCCUACAUUGGCUGCAGAGCAAACAGAAAACAUGUACAGGGUUGUCACCACACGGCUAACCUGUAGUCCCCAGACCAUCUAACAGCUGUCCAAGAUUUCAGAAUAAAACAAACCCCUGUGUUGCAAAGAGAACGUCAGCAAUGUCUAGGCAACAUGAUGACCAUAUACAAACGCAACAGACAAUCUUUAUAGAAUUCCUUCAAAGCAUAACAGUACAAAGACAAGCUGUGAAGCUUUGUGUAUUCAGCAAAUAUGAUGUCCAACACUGAACAGUGAUUCCGGAUAUUGACUGCUGUUUCGUAGAAUUCUUCAUCAGCAUGGUGGGAGGAUAUAGAAUUGCUUCAUUAACUGAAAAUAAAAUUUUACAGACGAUGACCUGCAUGCACAUAUCACUUUACAAAAAUUAUAAACUGUAAUACGUACAUGCUAUAAUAAGAUGGGUUUCACAGCUUGUCUUUCAUCGUACACAGUCUGGUACCUCGCUUCAGUUAAAGAUUUUCAGAGACUUUGAGACUAAAGAUUUCAUUUUGUACUUGUUAAGGCUUGAAGGAAUUCUAUAAAGAUUGUCUAUUGCGUAUGUACAUGGUCAUCGUGUUGCCUAGACAUUGCUGACAAGAUUUCAGAAUGGCAUCUCUUCAUGGAGGUGCUGGAUAUUAAACCUGAGACCUCCUGCAUGCAAAACAACCCUUCUGUAUGUGGCGUGAGAGGGCAUUGUCUUUGCCUCAGGCGGCAAAAUGUCUCGGGUCAUCCCUAGGAGUCCACAAAUCAGGCAAUGGAACAUUUUUAAAAAACAAAAACAAAGGGAAAUUCCAUCCUGCAAUUCUUCCCAGGAAGCCCUGGCUCCUAACGCUGAGAAUCCUCCCUGCUCAAACUAGCCAGUGGUUUUCAACACCACCCCUUUCUCUCAUCCUUCACCCAUCACAGUUUUUGGAGGAAAAAUUCCUCCCCAAAAUCUUUAGAUCUCAUAUCUUCCGCCUGUGGCCUUGGGGGCACUGGAAUAUGGAGAAUGAGAGAGAGCAUGCGUGAAUUACUGUAUUUUUUGCUGUAUAAGACUCACAUUUUUUUUAAAAAAAUAAUAUUUAUUAAGAAUUUUAGAAUUACAGGAAAAACAAAGAGAAAAAGAAGGAAAAAAACAAAGAAAAAAGAAACAGCAAUCAAACAAUACAAAUUAGUAAAAAUCAAAAUCAAAAAACAACAACAAAACACAUAACACAUCACAAUCAAGAAACAAAAAUAAACCACAAAAUUUUUAAAAAACAAAUCCAAUAUUCUCAAAUCCUUAACUGUCGUUACCUUAUUUCAUCGACCUCCUCACUCCUCCCUUUUUUGUAUUCUAGUUAUUAAUUAUCACAGCAAAUCCUUUUCCAUUUUUCAUAAUAUUCUGUCAUUAAAUUACCUUAAUCUAUUUUAACCUCAUCUUACUAUAAAAAAACCCUAAAACUUAAAACUUAGAUCUUAUUUAUACCAAUUUCUCAUAACCAUAGCAUAUUCUUACAUAGUUCUUUUAACAUUUCUGCUAAAGCCAAAUAAUUUCGUUCCAACAUUUUUCUAACAUUCAUCAAUUUUACAGAACAAUCCUAAUAAAUUUUUUAAAGACUUUCUUCCAAUCUUCAUCCAACGUCUCUUCCUCCUGGUCCUGGGUUUUGUCAGUCCUUUCUAUCCCAUCCAUCUAGUUCAUUAACCUGGUAAUCUUAUAUCCGAGGCUCUUAAGUCUCUUCCAUGUCCCUUCCGCAGAUCUUCUUCAUAUUUAUACCUGUACUUUACUUUGUCUCCUGCUCCUUUCACUCGUGGAAACUUCAACUUGACAGUAUUUUUGUCCCUUCUCAACAGAUCAGCCCCUGAUAUAGUCCACACUAAACUCCAUGUGGUAUUUAAAGACAUGUUUCAAGGUCCCUCCAAAGUUAAGGACCCCCACAACUCCAAACAUCUCACGGCCCAUUGCCAGACUUGAAAAGUCAAAACGUCCCUGCAUAGGGGGUCUAUCCAACCCCCCAUUUCCAAACCCAACAAAACUCUAUCUCUCCAAGUCUGGCUUUUUCCAAGUUCAUUUGUCAAAUCCAACAACUCAUGUUCCUGCUGGGCCACUGCUUCCUCCAUCUCUGCCACCCGAGGUCUCGCAACAACCUCCUCCCUCGUCUGAUCUGUCAGAGCACACUCCUGAGUUGGUUCCUGGGUGGGUUCUAUAUAGGUACCCACUACCUGUCCAAAAUUUCUGAUCGCAACAGUCAUCAAGUCCGUCUUCUCAUGUAACUGUUCCAAUAAGGCACUUGUUUUGCAGAAAGCAUGUACCAAAGCUUCUGAAUACAUUGUCAUGCAAGGUCAGAAGUCUGUUCCCACGAUCUUAAUCUGCAGCUGCAAAGCUCCCCGGUUAAAAUUUAAUAACAGUUUCACAGGCUCCCUCUAGGGGAAGAACUUCUAUUUGUAUCCAUCUCUUUUCUUUUUUUUUCUUUCUUUAGAAGGCAGGUCUAACAACAAAGUUUCCUUUUCCAGAUAUUUUGUCAAUAUUUGUUCCUUUAAAAUGCGAAGGGGAACAGUGGAAUCACUAUGUUUCUCUUCUUUUAACUGUCUGUCAAAAACGUUUGUCUAUAGUCAAUGAACUUCCCAAAAAACAUCAAUCCUGACACCCCGCUCCCAGGUUCAAGACGGUGGAAAAUUACUUUUCUUUACACACUCUUCUGCAGGUUUAAACAGUCCGGAACCCCCCCCCUCUUCUCCUGCUUCCGAAGGGGGUUCAACAAUUUUAAAUGAUGAAAGUUAAUCCUUUACAAACAAUUUUCUGAACUCUAGUUUGCCAUGUCUUUGCUUUAAUCUAUCUACAAGAAACGGAAGGCUGACUUCCUGUUUAGACCUUCCCGUUUCGGUGCCAAAUUAAGAAGAAUUUCUUAGUCCAAUUUUCCGUUCUACUCACAAGUCGUUAUUUAAAGUCCAAUUGUCCAAAUUUAACCUACUCACGGGUAGUUGUUUUAUAGCCAAAUUGUCCCAGGAAAAAGGCAGCGCUCUCCGGCAACGGCUGUGCGGCUUCGCUCCACGGAAGAAGCAGCUGACUCUCAGCACCGCGCCACUUGCCCCUCUUCGCUCUGGAGCCCAUAGCUGGGUUCCUUUACGAGUUGGGGGGGCGCGAAAGGUGCCCGCCGAGUCCCAUGGUCACAGGCUUCAUCUGCCUGUGAUUUUUUGAAGGGUCCCCGCUUCGCCGUAGCGGAAAGACCCGUUUUCCGUGGAGCCGGUCCCUCCGGAUCAGAGGGGAUCUGCCAUUACCGAUGGCGCCACCCUGGAAGUGUCAUAUAAGACUCACUUUUUCCCUCCUAAAAAGUAAGGGGAAAUGUGUGUGUGUGUUAUGGAGCGAAUGCAGGCUAUGCAGCUAUCCCAGAAGCCAGAACAGAAAGAGGGAUUGCUGCUUUCAUUGCACAGCGAUCCCUCUUGCUGUUCUGGCUUCUGAGAUUCAGAAUAUUUUUUUUCUUGUUUUCCUCCAAAAACUAGGUGCGUCUUGUGGUCUUGUGCGUCUUAUAGAGCGAAAAAUACGGUAGUAUGUGCGUAGAAACAGCCUCAGCUGCCUGUUGACGCAACAUUGCUAUAGGAUAAAAGGACCAUCUGAACAGCUUCUAAAAAUAAACACGGACCUGAUUGUAGUGUAACGCUGUGUUGUUGGGUAUAUUUUGCCCGGGUAUAAAUGUGACAAUUGAAGUAAAUGCACAAAAAACGGCUUCUGUCUUUUUCUUGGGAGUGCAUGAAUGACACAAUCACUGCCUCUUUCGCCAGCUAACUAGGAAGCUUAUGAGGGGUGUGCCAUCACCCCUCAGGAGCAGAGCGCAUCCUUUGUGUGCAAAAGGUCCUGGGUUCAAACCACGGCAUUUCCAGGUAGGGCUUGGAGAGACCCCUCUCUGAGACCCUGGCUAGCCACUGCCAGUUACUGUAAACCUGGGAUGGAGAGCCUGGGGUCAUCCAGAUGUGGCUGAAUUACAACUCCCAUCAGUUUUGACUAUUGGCCAUGAAGUCUGGGCCAUGUAGCCACAUCUGGAGGACCACAGGUCAGCCCAUUUUAAAAAAAGAAGUUUAAUCAGUCACCGAUCUUUGCUAUUCUUCUAGCUUCCAAGUUCUGUCUUGGGAAGCCUCUAAAUGCUUUCAGCAUGCGGAGUUGAAGAUUCUUGAAGCAGUAGGAGAUGGGAAGGGGCUCUCUCUGUCUGAGACCCCAGAAUAUCACUGCCAGUCAGACCUGGCAAUACUAGAUUAGAUAGACAAAUAGUUUAAUCUCAUAUAAGGCAGCAUUCUUUAUUGCUAACAAACCUCUAAGAGGGGUUGGGUAAGACGCUUUACAGUCAUGGGGUACUGCACAAUGCGGUCUGAUAGAUUUUUUAUUUACUUCAUUCAAGGAUCACAGGGUGGUUUACAAUAUAAAGACACAAAAAUACACAACAUAGUAAGAUUUAGAGUUGGUGCUCAUGCUAGCUGUUAAAUUUCACACCGUCUUUCCCCCACAGAAUCCAUAUACUGUGGUUCAGUGGGAUUCUUGCCUUUGUCUCUAGGGUUUGAGGAGUGAGUGAGUCGGUCAUUAAUAUCGGGAGCUUAUUCCAUACUGAGAGGCUUUCAGCUGCACCUGAGAAUUUCUGUUCGUUACCAUGGCAAUGAUACUCCAUUUAUUGAGCGGCUGCAAUGACCCUCUGUUCCAAGUGGUGUUUUCUGCAAGGAAUGCAAGAGACUUAUUUACUUUUGAAAGAUGGCGGCCUUGAUAAGAAAAAACAAAAACAAGUGAUCGAUGGAGGAGAGCCUUGUUUCUUUUCCAUGGAUCCAUUCCAGCUCUUAACUUUGUUUUAGGAAGGGCAAUGCUGUUAAGAGUGCCAAAAUAUUUGAAGAAGAAAAGCCGUAGAGCGUUUCCCCCUAAAGUCUGGUUGUAAUCCCUGUUGGAUUGCUAUUGGGUCAACCUUGGGAUCCAACCACCAGACACGUAGGUGUCAAGAGACAUCCCGCAGGAACAAUUAGGAAGUGCACUGGGAAUUGGCAGGUAGCCAAGUAAUGGCCGCUAACUGGAAAUCUUCCAAACCAUUUGAUAGAUAGCAAUGGUGUAGUAAUAUUUGGGAGAGACUAUGCCUAACAACAAUCGCACAUCAUAAAAGAAGGAAGAAGGGCAAGCAGCCAAUACAGUUUGCAUUAUACAUUUCAAGCCCUAUGAUACUGCUUUAAAGAGGCAUGGCUUCCCACAAGGAAUCCUGGGAAGUGUAGAUUGUUAAGGGCACUGAGAGUUGUUAGGAGACCCCUAUGCUCCCAGAGCUGCAAUUCUCAGAGUGGUGUAACACUCAAUCCCUCUUCCCAGAGAAGCAGAAAGAUGAACACAAUAACAACCCACGUGUGGGUAAUGAAUUUUGUGCAAAUAGUUAUCUCAUCAUGUCAAAGCAUGCUUCUUGUUUUAAAAUAUUGGCAGCACGGUGCUCAUCAAGGAUAUUGCAUAUUUCCUAAAGUGUAUCAGGGUGACUUGUAUCUUGCUUAUCUCUGUAAGGAUUUGUGGUCUGGAGGGAAGCUGGAGUGGAAAGGUCAACAAAGAGUAGCUCGGACAAAGGAUCCAGGCUAGAAGAGGGCCUGGGGUAGAACCCUAUUGGUUCCUUGUGUCACCUGAUUCCUCUUGACUCGGUAGCUGCAAUACCACCUUCUGGCCAUGUGAAAUGGUGCCACUGCAGCACACUAGAGGGCAGCCUAUCAGCAAGCAGCUUCAAGGAUGGGGGUAGGGCUGAUGGAGUUGUUGUCCAGCCACAUGUGGAGGCAGCCUGGUUGGCAAAGUCUGAUGUGGAAUGCUAGGUUCCUCCAUGGCUCAGUACCCAAAUACGCAUUGAAGUCUGCUCCUUAAUAGUCACUCAGUGGCUUUUAGAAUUGUGUACUAUGCCUUAACACAUCUGGGUUAUUUUGAGAUGACUGGAUUGUCCCUAAGCAUGUCCAUGAUUCCCAGUUUCUCUUGGGCGUGCUCUCACUUUUCCUCCAUGUUCUCCCUCCAUUUUAUCAUCACAACCUGUGAGGUAGGGCAUGUUAUGUUCAGAGAUUGUGACUGAAGGUGAGCCAAAGACGAUUUUGAAUUUUUUUUUUUUUGGGGGGGGGGUAUUUUCAAUCUCUUAGAUUGUAAACUUAUAAAGUGUAAAAGACCUUGAGUGUUUUGAGCAGGAAGGUGGCAUACAAGUGUAGCAAAUACAGUAAAUGUGUUUGGACAUGGUUGUUUAUUGCAUCUGUGUGUGUUCACGCUGUGACCUAGAUGAUUCAACUUUCAUCAACGGUAUUUAAAGUGCCUUAAUAAUAAUAAAAAAUGAAUGGCCCCUAUAAGGUACAUUUGCCUAAACUACCCAACAGGUACACUGAAGAAAAUGUAUUCUUGCCGAGAAAUUUAAACAUCAGCUAACAUUCCAUUUUGUCUUGGAAGAAAAUAAAUAAUACACAGCAUUUUCAUAAUGAAAUUUAAUGUCUUUCUUUCUUUCUUUCUUUCUUUCUUUCUUUCUUUCUUUCUUUCUUUCUUUAUGCACUGAAGCCAAACAUAAUUCUUAAGCAGUUAGUUCUUUUUGCAGGUGAUUGAAGAAAUCGAGGAGAUGAUGGAGAAUUCACCAGACCCUGAAGAGGAAGAAGAUAUUUUGGAGGAAGACGAUGGUGGAGAGACCAGCAGCCAGGCCGACUCUGUCCUUCUACAAGAGAUGCAGGCGCUGACACAGACCCUGAACAACAACUGGUCCUAUGAAGGUGAGGACAUUUGGGUCUGGGCUAUAAGGUCCAUGGAGGAAGAUCUGCUGCUUUCUUAGGGACAAACUACACGGCACAUUAGCUACUAAUCUGUACCUUUAAGUCUAGGGUUUCUUUACACAAAUCCCGACCUUUAUCACUUUAUCCACGACAAUGGUCCCAAUCUGGAUGCUGCCCCCACCUGGAAUUUGCAAGGGGGGGGGAGAGAAACUCUCACCCAUAUGAUACACCAUAAAGCAUUCUUUAACCACUUUAAAUAGCCAUGGCUUCCUUCAGUGAAUACUGGGAACUGCAGUUAAGGGUGCUGACCUUACAUACCUACAAUUCCCAGCACCCUUAACAAACUAUAACAUGGUAAAAGAGUGCUUUCAACGUAUGUUGCAUCUGUGACCUCCAUGAGGCAUCUACAGGAGAUCUGAUCACAGAUCCCCAACGUCUUGUCUCCUUUGACCUUACUGUAAGAUUGCCUCCAAGUCUCCACUGGUGUUUCACUUGCAGCACAGACCUUUGAAGAGGAACAUAGGAAACUGCCAUGUUGUAGACUGUAGUUUGUCUGGUUCCGUAUUUCUGUGCUGGCAGCAGCUCUCUGGGGUUUCAGGCAGGGAGACAUUUCCAUCCCUACCUAGCGAUGCCAGGGAUCAAACCUGGGAGCUCCUGAAGGUGAAGUAGAUGCUGUCUACUGCUGAGCUGUAACUUGAGUGACAGUGAGGCCUGGUGCAGCCAGAGCCAAUGAUAGGUAAAGUAAAGGUAAAGGGACCCCUGACCAUUAGGUCCAGUUGUGACCAACUCUGGGGUUGCAGCGCUCAUCUCGCUUUAUUGGCCAAGGGAGCCGGCGUACAGCUUCCGGGUCAUGUGGCCAGCAUGACUAAGCCACUUCUGGCGAACCAGAGCAGCACACGGAAACGCCUUUUACCUUCCCCCCAGAGUGGUACCUAUUUAUCUGCUUGCACGUUGACAUGCUUUCGAACUGCUAGGUUGGCAGGAGCAGGGACUGAGCAACGGGAGCUCACCCCGUUGCGGGGAUUCGAACCGCCGACCUUCUGAUCGGCAAGUCCUAGGCUCUGUGAUUUAACCCACAGCGCCACCCACAUCCCUCCAAUGAUAGGUAGAGCCAAUGAUAGGUAGAGCCAACUAAUUCUGGUUUUGUCUCCACCUCCCUUCCUCCCAAGUUCUUCAAGGGCAACAAGGAGGAGGAUGCUGAAAACCAAUGCCACAUCCCAACUGUUUGUAAGUGCUUGGAGGGCAGUGUUCCCCUCUCCCCAAUGGACAAGCCUUCACUGCAAUGAGCAACACUCAGUAAUGCAUUCCACUGAUCUGGAUGCUGAUUCUUUUCCCCUGUUCACUGCAAAGCGGUGGGGUGUCCUCAUGACAGCUCCGUUCUUGUGGAAUAUAGCAGAACUGCAUACAGGUGAUGAUGUGUUUCUUUUUAUCAUCAGUAUGCAGAUGACACCCAGCUCUACCUCUCUUUUAAAUCAGAACCAGUGAAGGCAGUGAAUGUCCUGUGUGAGUGUUUGGAGGCGGUUGGAGGAUGGAUGGCGGCUAACAGAUUGAGGUUGAAUCCUGACAUGACAGUAGUACUGUUUUGGGGGGACAGGGGGCAGGUGGGUAUGGAGGACUCCCUGGUCCUGAAUGGGGUAACUGUGCCCCUGAAGGACCAGGUGCGCAGCCUAGGAGUCAUUUUGGACUUGCAGCUGUCCAUGGAGGCACAGGUCCAUUCUGUGUCCAGGGCAGCUGUCUACCAGCUCCAUCUGGUAUGCAGGCUGAGACCCUAUCUGACUGCAGACUGUCUCACCAGAGUGGUGCAUGCUCUAGUUAUCUCCUGCUUAAACUACUGCAAUGCAAUCUAUGUGGGGCUACCUUUGAAGGUGACCCAGAAACUGUAAUUAAUCCAGAAUGCGGCAGCUAGACUGGUGACUGGGAGUGGAAGCCGGGACCAUAUAACGCUGGUCCUGAAAGACCUACAUUGGCUCCCAGUACGUUUCUGAGCACAAUUCAAAGUGUUGGUGCUGACCUUUAAAGCCUUCUGGCGGUUCCCUUGUUGCGAGAAGUGAGGUUAAAGGGAACCAGACAGAGGGCUUUAUCGGUAGUGGCACCCGCCCUGUGUCAUGCCCUCCCAUCAGAUGUCAAGGAAAUAAGCAGCUAUCUUAUCUUUAGAAGACAUCAGAAGGCAGCCCUGUUUAGGGAAGUUUAUAAUAUUUAAUUCUGUAUUGUUUUUAACACUCGAUUGGGAGCUGCCCAGAGUGGCUGGGGAAACUCAGCCAGAUGGGCGGGAUAUAAAUAAUAAAUUAUUAUUAUCAUUAUUAUUUAGCAUGAGCUCAAAAUGUCCAGUUUAUGCUAUGCUUUAACACUGGUUUAUUUAUUUGUAGGCUACCCCAUCUUUAGAGCCUGGGGUGAGUUACAGUUUUUCAAAACAAGCAAUAAAGCAAAUGAAGAUGGGCACAAAAUGCCCUGUUGAGUACAUAAAACCACAUGACAAAGCACCCAAACUUAACCCUGGGUGCUAAAAGCCCAGCUAAUUAAAAAUGACGAAGAAGAAAAUGUGUUGCAAUGAUUCUGAAAUCGGUCUGGCCUUGGGUUGCAGUAGGUUUGUGGAAGGGAGCCUAGCCACUAACUCAUCUCCCGGGAUACAUAAGCACAUUUUAAAACAUUGGGGGUCGUGCUUUUCCAGAACAUCCUCCUUUCCCUUUUCACAUGUAGACGGUUUGAGUGGGUACAUUGCAUCUGCAUGCUCCAAACACACAACUUAAUUUCCAGAUCUGGACAGAUUUGGUACCUGUUUUCUGUAGCAUUGGGCAACAGUGGCGCCCUGGACCUGUUGUUCAGGGCUUUGUAAAUUAAUAUAAGGUUUGCUGAAGGACAAGAAAUCUUGGGGGGGGGGGGCCUUCAUAGGGUGGGGAACCCCCGAAACAGUCCAACGUGGCCUAAAGCAUGUUCAGUGGGCAUGGAAUGUGGAUUGACUGAUAGGGUGGGGUGGAGACAGAAAACCAGACAGGAGGGGAAAUUGAAUGGAGUCUCUGGAAGAGGGAAUGGCUGGCUGGCUCCCUUCAGCGCUGAACAAGAGCACUCUGCACACCUGGCAAUGUUUUGUUGCAGGCACAUGUUUUAGUCUAAUUACGGUAAAACCAGCUUCAGAAUACCACCCUGCAUAGGGCUGCAAUGUAUAAUGGAUUGCUUCAAGUCAUCUAUCCCAAAAGCUUUUAAGCAACUUAAAAAGGAACCUCCAAUUUAUCAUGCCACAUGUUUUGGGGUUGCUGUUUUAUUAUUGAAAAACGAGCAUUUUUUAUAAUGUAAGUUGUUACAAAAACUCCAGGUGGCAUGCACCGUGUUGUUUUUCCGCAUGGGUGGGAGAGAAUGCCUCUUAGAGGAUGAUGUCGCCCUACUACAACACAUGUGGUCAACAGUAUCAAAAGCCACUGGGAGUUCGAGGCGAAUGAGCAGGAUCAUGCUCCCUUAUCUCUCAAAUGUAAUCAACAUGGGCAGCCAAGGCAAUUUCAGUGCCAUGACCAGGCCAGAACAAAUUGAAAUAAUCAGUUUCCUCCAGGCAUGCUUAAAGCUGGACUGCUACCACCUUCUCAUGCACCUUGCCUGAAAAGGGGAUAUUCACCAUUGGCCAAUAGUUGCUUUGCACUUCUGGGUCCAGGGAGGUUUUCUUAAGGAGUGGGUGCAUCACUGCCUCAUUCAAGGCAGAUAGCACACACCUCUUCUCCAGUGAAGCAUUGGUCAUUCUCUGAAGCAAUUGAUUAAAAUUUUCUUUAAUCAGGUUGCAGCCCUGCUUCUGCAGCCCUAAAAUGCAAAAUAAUGAGGGCUGCAUUAAUUAGUUACAGUGCAACACUGCACAUGUCGACUUAGGAGUAAGUCCCAGUGUGUUAAAUGGGUAAAGGAUUGCAGCCUUAGAUGGACUAGGUAAUUUUUUGAUUGACUAAGUGGAGCAGUUGAUUAAAUUUAUUUUUUAAAAAUUAAUUAUGUCUAAAAACUGUAGGUGAUGCCCCUUCACAGAUGUUGCCUGCUGUGUAUGCUUUUCCUCCAUCAGAAGUAUUCUUUUUUCCAUAUUCACAUAUUUAUUAAUAUCCAUUAAUUUACUAAAAUUCCUAGAACGAGACUGCAAUCCUAUACACACUUAUCUGGGGAUAAGUUCCACUAAGCUCAGUAAGGCUUCCUUCUGAGUUGACAUGCAUUUUUUUUUGAGUGACAGCCCUAGAAAUAACGCUUUGCAUUAGUAAUGCUUAGCAUUUAUAACGGUAUGCAUUUAUAUAGUGCUUUGUGAGUGUUCAGAUUAACACUUAGCUUUUAUAUAGCGCUUUGUGGGUGUUCAAAAUAAUGCUUAGCACUUAUGUGGCGCUUUCUGAAUGUCCAAAUGGCGACUGUCUCAGUACAUCCUUAUUACUUCCUUUGACAAUGCAGCCCACUGAUGUGCUAAGUUGCUUAAACAUGCAUGUCUGCCUCUUUCCAUCCUUCGAAGGCUUGAAGCACAUGUCCGUCUCAGAGCUUUCAGAGCUCCUGGAUCGCGUAGAAGUUGCUAUCCGGGACUACUCCGAAGAACUGGUCCAGCAGCUGGCUCGCCGGGAUGAGCUGGAGUUUGAGAAGGAGGUGAAGAACUCCUUCAUCACGGUGCUGAUUGAGGUCCAGAACAAGCAGAAAGAGCACAGAGAGGUGAUGAAGCGAAGGCGGAAAGAGAAAGGGCUGAGCCUACAGAGCAGCCGAAUAGAAAGGGCAAGCCAGAUGCCUCUCAAGGUGGGCAAGGAAUGAAAAACAAUGGUUUAAGAUGGAGACAGGCAACAUCUGGUCUGUUGAGGAGGGCAACAUCUCAAGGGUUGAUGGUGGGCAGGUUAGGGUAAGGUGCGAGGUGAGGAUAUUUAUAGUAAGAGUAAUAAAAAGAAAUUGUUAUUUAGGGGAAUUGAAUUUAAUUCUAAAUUAUAUUUUGGAAAUGUGGGAGAUUUCAAGGGGUCAAAAAAAAUGGAUGUACCAUGCUAUAUUAGAAGCCAAAAAACUUGUUUUGAUGAAUUGGAAGAGCCGCAAAAAGAUUCCAUUGAGCACAUGGAUUGAUAAUAUGGACAGAUUAGCUACAUAUGAACAAAUUGCAUGUUGACGCAGAUUAAGAAUGGAUAAAUAUGAAGGAAUCUGGAAUGAAUAUUUAAGCGAUAAGGCGGAUAGUGGUGGGAAGUGGGGGGAGGAGAGAGAGGUGGGAAAAUAUUGUUAAAAGGGUGCAGUCAUAGGUAUAUUAGUGUAUUUAAACCUGAAUUGUUGAAUUGUGUUAUUAUUGUUAUUAUGGUUGCCCCUCCAGCAGAUAUCAUGCACAUGCAGCCCACUACCAAAAUCAGCACAAUCACUUUUGUGACUUUUGUGAUUUGUCCCCACAAAACACUUCACUACAGUUUCUUCCUAUCUAUUCAAAGGGCCUUUGCUGCAUGAUACCAAAUGUAAGAAUUCACUGAUAAAUGUACCGUAUUUUUCGCCCCAUAGGGCGCACCGGCCCAUAGGGCGCACCUAGUUUUUUUGGGGGGGAAAUAAAGAAAAAAAAUUAUUCCCCCCCCCAGGUGCGGGGCUGGGGCGGGGGAAGCCCGAGCUUCCCCCAACCCCAGCCCCCAGAACAGGCUGCUAUCCGCAAGCCGUGGGAGAGCUGCACGAAGUGCGCACCAACCCCUCUCGCUCUCCAGGCUUCAGCGAAAGCCUGCAUUCACCCCGUAGGACGCACACACAUUUCCCCUUCAUUUUUGGAGGGGAAAAAGUGCGUCCUAUAGGGCGAAAAAUACGGUAUCUAUGUACUGGCUCACUGGGAAAACUUCAGAAAUUCAUAUAAACAUGUGAGCUCAGCUACUCAGCAGCCCCUCUGCCUGGGCGAUAAUUCCUGGCAUCCUGAUACCUGAGUGCCAGACAGGUAGCCAUUCCAGAAAUAACAAUCCCAGAUGAAGACAAAAGCGUGAGAUUAACUUGGCUGGGAAAACAGGGAAAUGUAAAUAUCUUUUUUGUUACACUUGAUGGGUGUUUGGUGGAGGGCAAGGAGAACCAUGGGGCAGGGUCUAGGAUGCUCAGAUGACUGCCACCAGACCUCCCCUUUCAUGAUGUAAGCAUGAUGUAUUAGUGAUGUAAUUUGGGGGGGGGUGUAACAUGGGGAUUAGCAGCUAAUAAAAGUUUGGGUGCUCUUUUGUUCGGGGCUUCCAUCUUGUUCCACCUUGUGGCAGGUGGGAGUCCUGUCGUGACAGUCUUCAAUAAAGACCAAGCCUACUGGCUGCUGUUUUGCUCUGGUAUUCCUGGCUGGUGUCCUUGUUUUUUGUCCAAGGGAGCCCUCAGAUUUCUCCGUUAACAUGUGUAACUGUUUUUUCCUCAUUGGUUUAUUCCUUUUAUAAACUUGCUUUGAGGAUUUUCACAAUCAAAUUUUAUGAAAUAGAAGUAAGGGAAAUACAUCCUGUCGUAGAAACUUAUGGGCAAAUCCUAAUGUGCUCUGUUUUCUCUUCUCUGUAGCGAUUCAGCAUGGAAGGCAUCUCAAACAUUCUGCAGACUAGUAUCCGGCAGACAUUUGGGAACUCGGCAAAUGAUAAACAGGUGAGUUCCUCUUCUGAGGAAACGAGACUAUUUAUUUAUAUCCGAAAGCAUUUCUCAAUUGCUUUAUAUUUUUAAAAAAUACAUCUAAAAAGCGAAUGGAAUGGCUGGAAUCUAAAGCAGCAGCCCUCACAUUGCAACACUUAGUGCAUUAUCAAGCAUGUUAUCCCGAAAAAGCAUCUUAAAAAGCAGAGACAUCACCUUGCCAACAAAGGUCCGUAUAGUUAAAGCUAUGGUUUCCCCAGUAGUGAUGUAUGGAAGUGAGAGCUGGACCAUAAAGAAGGCUGAUCGCCGAAGAAUUGAUCCUUUUGAAUUAUGGUGCUGGAGGAGACUCUUGAGAGUCCCAUGGACUGCAAGAAGAUCAAACCUAUCCAUUCUGAAGGAAAUCAGCCCUGAGUGCUCACUGGAAGGACAGAUAGUGAAGCCGAGGCUCUAAUACUCUGGCCACCUCAUGAGAAGAGAAGACUCCCUGGAAAAGACCCUGAUGUUGGGAAAGAUGGAGGGCACAAGGAGAAGGGGACGACAGAGGGCGAGAUGGUUGGACAGUGUUCUUGAAGCUACCAGCAUGAGUCUGACCAAAUUGCGGGAGGCAGUGGAAGACAGGUGUGCCUGGUGUGCUCUGGUCCAGGGGGUCACAAAGAGUCGGACACGACUAAACGACUAAACAACAACAACAAUCCCGAAAAAUGUGUGAUUGUUCAUGGGGGUGCAAGAAUAUUUGCUGUGGAGGAUUGGCAGACAGGAAAGUGAUGCUUUAUCUUCCCCAUGCCAGAUAAUUGAAGUGUAAUGCCAUGUAUUGUUUUAAAGAAGCCUUAACAUUUUUAAAGUGAAAGUUUGCUGACUAAAGAUGCCCUGCUGUACCAUUUGUGUUUUUCAUCAGUUUGCAACAUGUUUAUUUUGAGAACCGGCAGCAUUUCUCUCUGACCUAUGAAUUCGUUGAUGCUUGAAGCGUCAAUCAAUUAAAAUGGGUAUCAUGACUCAGCCAAAGCUUUAGAAGACUAAAAUGUGUGCCAUGGUUACCUUUUGGCUGUUGAAAGCCCUGCUGUUGAUGGGCUGACCUGAUCCUUCCUGGACUCAGUGGCGCCAUUGGGGCAGGAUUUGGGGGCAGAUGUCAAGGGCAUCUGAGCAGAAUGAGGAGGGAGGGUCCUCAGACACACAAAGGCUGGAUUACAACAUUGUGAAGGAAAUCGCAGAGCGGGACCCCUUGUACGUUUCCGAGCACAAUUCAGUGUUGGUGCUGACCUUUAAAGCCCUAAACGGCCUCAGUCCAGUAUACCUAAAGGAGUGUCUCCACCCCCAUCGUUCAGCCCAGACACUGAGGUCCAGCUCUGAGGGCCUUCUGGCGGUUCCCCCGCUGUGAGAAGUGCAGCUACAGGGAACCAGGCAGGGGGCCUUCUUGGUAGUGGCACCUGCCCUGUGGAACACCCUCCCAUCAGAUGUCAAGGGAAUAAACAACUAUCUGACUUUUAGAAGACAUCUGAAGGCAGCCCUGUUUAGGGAAGUUUUCAAUGUCUGAUGUUUUAUUGCUUUUUUAUUAUUAUCAUUAAUUCUGUUGAGAGCUGCCCAGAUGGGCGGGGUAGAAAUUAAUAAUAAUAAUAAUAAUAAUAAUAAUAAUAAUAAUAAUAAUAAUUACCAUUAUGUCCCAAGUGCACUACUGCCUGGACUCCACAAAUGCUAACAACCUUGUGUUUGAAAUCUUCGUUGAGGCAUUCCAGCUUGGGAACAGGACAACUUGAAAGACCAUCUCACCUCUUAUAUACCCAAUCCAUCACUGUGCUUUUCAAGUGAGCGUCUGCUGCCGAUACCAUCUUAUCAGGAGGGCCCUUGCACACCAUAUAGGAAUUGGGCCUUUAGUGUUGCAGCACCCAGCCUUUGGGAUCCCCUCCCAUUAAAUAUUAUACAGGUGCCACUUCCAAAGGCUUUUCUCUUCCAACAAGCCUUUGAAACAGAGCUCUUUCCCAACUCACAUCUGCAUGAGAGAUGCUUUAAGAUAUGUCUUAAAGAAUACAUUGUUAUUCUUUGUCGCCUGCUGUUUGCCAUCCUGUGUUCCUUUGGAUGAAAGGAGGGGAUAUAAAUGUAAUAAAUUAAAUGUAUGAAGAGCCUUCUGAUCCAGCAAUCUGUGGUCAACUAAGGCCAGAAAGAUGUUUCUUUCUGGUAGAUGCCUCUGAUUUCUGUCCCUCUUGGAAAGAGGAUUACUAACUGCCAGUAUCAUUCCUUUCUAGUAUUUGAACACCGUUAUUCCCUACGAGAAGAAAGGGUAUCCUCCUUCAGUUGAAGACUUACAAAUGCUCACAAACAGUAAGUUCCUAGUCUGUCAUGUUGGAUGCAUCUAAACACAACUUUAAGGUCACAUGGGUCUUCUUUGGGCCAAAAGUAACCACUGAGCCUCUUGGGCUUGCUGAUUGGAAGGUCUACAGUUCGAAUCCCUGCGAUGGGGUGAGCUCCCGUUGCUCUGUCCCAGUUCCUGCCAACCUAGCAGUUUGAAAGCAUACCAGUGUGAGUAGAUAAAUAGGUAUCGCUGUGGUGGGAAGGUAAAUGGCAUUUCCGUGUCCUCUGGCUUUCAUCGCGGUGUCCCGUUGUGCCAGAAGCGGUUUAGUCCUGCUGGCCACAUGACCCGGAAAGCUGUCUGUGGACAAACGCCAGCUCCCUCGGCCUGUCCUCAUGAGCUGGAGGGGCAGCAGGGCUUUGCUGAGCUGCUUAGUCUCACUGCCUAACAGCUGUUGUGCGGGGUAGCGCAGCAGUAGGUGCUGCUUCCCAGCACAUCAGCUGAGUGAGCUCUGCUGUCCUUCCAGCUUGCAUGGAGACCCUGCCCAGAGCCUCAAGAGAUCCUUCGCAUAGUUCAUCAAUUUUGUCUGCCACUCUUCUUUGGUCAUAGUUGUACCAUCUUUCCAUUUCUGGGCUAACAGAGUCUGCGCAGCUGUAGGUCGUGUACAUAAAUAGUUUCAUCUGGUCCUUUGGGAUCUCUGGUCCUAUAAUACGUAAAAGAAAAGCUUCUGGUUUCCAUCAGUGCCUCCGAUCACAUGGGCUGCCCACCUAAGACCUUUCUCCUCUAGUGUAAGGAGGGCAGCAGGGCUGAGUGACAGGGAUACUACGGAGAAGGCAUGGCUUAAGUGAGUGUGGCCCUGCUUUUCCCCUUAUGCAAUUCUAAUAAUGCUGUGUUUGUAUGUGAAAAUACCUGUGUAGGGGCUUAAGAGACAGGCAUAUAAAUUGUGCCUGGAGCCAUCUGGUUUGAAUCUAGGUGCUCAAUUUUCUCAGGUUAGUUUUCUGUCAAGACAGUUGUUCAUUUGCUUUUUGAAAAUUCUACAUGUUCUUGAAAAUUCAUUUUUCUCUGUGUUUGUAUUAUCAAAUCAUUUGCACAUCUCUCUUUUUCUGGGCUGCUACUUACCACCCAAGCUUCUGUCCACCCCACCCCACCCCCAAGAAAAAUAGCAUGUUCUAGAAUACUUUGCAAGCUUCAAAAGCUAUUUCAUAAACAUCCGAAUUCUUCGGCUAGUGGAUUUAGCCUCUAACUCUGACUGAACAAUUUGUGGAACAAAAAUGGAAAGGUUGAGAUGUUGUGACAGGCCCUUGUGCAUUCUGGGAGAAUCAUUCGUCUCCUUUUGAGUCUCCAUGGCAACUGUGUUUUGAACUGACUGGAACAAACACAGCCUUAGUUCUCUUGAAAAGAGCAAAGUCCUAUGAAUGGCAGUUUUGUGCACAGAGAGAGUUUUGUGCAAGUGACAAUUUGUAUCUUGAGGCGAAGCCUUGGCAGAGAGGUUACCAGGGAUAAAUCUGUGGUCUCCCCCCCUCCAAUUAACUGGUGCGCAAAGCAGCAUUGGACUGUGAUGCAAACAUAGGAUUUAUUUAGAUGAGAUCAGUUACUGGUCUGGAAGAAAUGCCCCUGAAUAACAUUGAAAGACCAACCAACCUCUCCAAACACAAGCUCUUAGAUUGUUGGUAUCUAAGUUGCUACCAACAGAGCAUGAGAUGCCAUGACUGACAUCUGACAUGUAUGUUUUACUUUUCCUUCAUUCUGGAUAGGGAUUGGCAAUUCUGCCUAUUUCCAGUGCGUGUUGCUUUUCACGUGUUUUUACCCAUCGUUUUAUUCCUUUUCCUUUCCACGUUAAUCUGAAAAUUAUAAAGAACAACAAAUAUUAAAACACAUAUUCACUUGCAUAUUUCAAUGCGUAUUUCCUCUCAAAAUACAUAUUGAAAUAGACGUUUCCUCUCAAAAUAGCCGUUCAAUCGUGUUUUAAUAGGUUUGAACUUUCAAGAACUGUGUUACAGCUAGGGAUGAGCAAAUCGGUCAGCUGAAGUUUCUCUCAGGUUUUUUAAAAUUAUUUCUCCAAUCUUAUUCGGUUCUCAUUUCCACAUCUGUCUGUGAAUUCCUUUUAAAAUCUGCAUGAAAAUUCACCAGCAUUUUAGUGCAAAGUUCUCCAAACAUAUCCAUUUUUGUAUGCAAUUAUGCCUGAUGUGGGACAUGGGUGGUGCUGUGGGUUAAACCACAGAGCCUAGGACUUGCCGAUCAGAAGGUCGGCGGUUCGAAUCCCCGUGAUGGGGUGAGCUCCCGUUGCUUGGUCCCUGCUCCUGUCAACCUAGCAGUUUGAAAGCACGUCAAGUGCAAGUAUAUAAAUAGGUACAGCUCUGGCGGGAAGGUAAACGGCAUUUCUGUGCGCUGCUCUGUUUCGCCAGAAGCGGCUUAGUCAUGCUGGCCACAUGACCCGGAAGCUGUACGCUGGCUCCCUCGGCCAAUAAAGCGAGAUGAGCGUGCAACCCCAGAGUCGGUCACGACUGGACAUAAUGGUCAGGGGUCCCUUUACCUUUAUGCCUGAUGUGCACAAUUUUGCAAAGGAGUUUCUACUAAUAUAAUGCAUUUUUGUAUUUUAUUUUCACUAUUUUAUAAAUGCAUAUUUUUAAAUGCACAUUUUGUCUGCAUAUAUGCAUUUUUUGUACACAUUGCUUGGCUGAAAACCGCAUUGAAAUAUUUUGCACAUUUACAAUAAUGACUGUGUUUUCAGUUCACAUAUUGUUUUGGAAACUUCAAAUUAGGUAGAUUCACCUUUGAAUGCAAACUGCAUUGAAUUUCUCCCCCCCCCCCAUCCCUCAUCACAACAUUUGAGAAGUGCAAAAUCUAUAACACAGCUAACUUCUAACCUGCACAUUAGUCCAAGAGGUGAGCGUAUGAAGAGUCUUUCUGGAGCAAGACAAUUUAUAUGAGAAUUUGUAGAAACUGUAUUUCUCAAAAUUCUCUAAUUUUGGACUGAUUUCCUACCCACCGGUGUUGCUCUUAAAAGCUCAUUCACAUGUCUUAGAAAGCAGCGAAAUCUCACCAAGGACUGAAUUUAACUGCUAUGCUAAGUAAGCCAUUAAUAGGAUUGUCAGUUUUCCGCAUUGUACAGGACAUCUGUCCCUUCAUUAGCUAGGAUCAAUAUAUAGCUGCGUACACAGCAUAAAACACAUUUAAAGCACAUGACUCUCCAGGUUGAUACGGAAGUGAGCCACCCUUCAGCAUGAGCUACUAAUUAUUAUUUUCAACAAUUUCUCCCCGCAGUUCUUUUUGCAAUGAAGGAGGACAACGAAAAGGUCCCAACGUUGCUAACUGACUACAUUUUAAAAGGUAAGCGUCGGCAGCAGCAUCUUAUACUGAGACAGAGGUCAUUGGUCCAUUUGAACCAAUAUUGCCUGUUCUGACUGGCAGCAGCUCUCAAAAGUGUCUCAGGCCCAGAGAGAUCUUUCUCCCCAUCUGUUCCUUGCUAUUUUAAACUGGAGAGGCCAGGAACUGAACCAGGGACCUUUUGUGAGCUAUGGCUCCCUCCUUAACAAUCAAGGACAGAAUAACCUGCUUAUACCAGCUUAGACCAUUGAUCUAUAUGGUCUAGUAUGGUCUACUCCAGGCAAUCCCAAACUCGGCCCUCCAGAUGUUUUGGGACUACAACUCCCAUCAUCCCUAGCCUACAGGACCAGUGGUCAGGGGUGAUGGGAACUGUAGUCCCAAAACAUCUGGAGGGCCGAGUCUGGGGAUGCCUGGUCUACUCUGAAUCCAACAACUGCCUGCAUUCUGAGGUCAAGAUCUCUCCCAGGCUUGCAACCUGAAUUCUUUUAACUGGGGAUACCGGAGUGGCAAGACCAGUCAUUCCAACCCAAUAAGUUUCUGAGAGAUGCUAUUCGCAUUCACAAAAACUGCACUCAUCAUCUCGAAUUUCCCUGUUCUGCAUUGACUUGCUUCUUUCCUUCUUCUUCCAGUUCUCUGUCCUACCUAA
This is a messenger RNA of Podarcis lilfordi (Lilford's wall lizard), 86656 nucleotides long. The record is from the annotation of a GenBank genome assembly. NCBI's taxonomy places the organism in Eukaryota, Metazoa, Chordata, Lepidosauria, Squamata, Lacertidae.